Podarcis lilfordi (Lilford's wall lizard) is the source of this 67526-nucleotide messenger RNA. The record is from the annotation of a GenBank genome assembly. Lineage: Eukaryota; Metazoa; Chordata; Lepidosauria; Squamata; Lacertidae.
AUGGCGCGGCGAGGUGGGCUCUGGGCGCUGCUGCUGGCGGCGCUCUGCGGCGCGCUGGGCGCCUUCGCCUUGCGGCAGCCGGGCUCCGAGGCGGAGCAGCCCGAAGCGGCGGCGGGCGGCGGCUCGGCGAACCGGCGUCGGCGCCUCAGCCAGGAGGACGGCAUCUCCUUCGAGUACCACCGCUACCCGGAGAUGCGCGAGGCGAUGGUCUCGGUGUGGCUGCAGUGCUCGUCCAUCAGCAGGAUCUACACCGUGGGCCGCAGCUCCGAGGGCAGGGAGCUGCUGGUCAUCGAGCUCUCCGACAACCCGGGCGAGCACGAGCCUGGUAAGGGAAGCCCCUGACGCAGCCCCCCCCAGGUAGUGCUGGGUUGGGGGUGUCCUGGAUGUCUCCUCUUUCCUCCACCCCACCGCCCCCAUUUUUUCUUUUGCUUUCUCAGGUGGAAUAAACAACCUCUCUUCCUUGCAAAUUCCUGCCUUGUUUCUCAGCAUUGAGGUCACCGCGAUCCCCUUGAUGGCGGUGGGUCUAUUUCGGGGAUCAUGAGCUCAUGCAGGAAGGAGAGUUAGGAGACCUUUGAAAUCCUGGCCAUGGUGACCCCCUUUUAUGGCAGAGAGAGUACAAUGUGCUGUGUUCCCAGUAUGGUACAAUGUGCUGUGUUCCCAGUACGGUACAAUGUGCUGUGUUCCCAGUACAGUUACGUGCGUGCGCAGACCUGGAAACGCAUGCAACGGAUGCUAUGGUGAUAAUGAUAAUCUUUCCUGGUAACCAGGCUUUGAGGAUCUCUGCCUACACCUUCGCAGCCAUGAUUUUGACUCGGCUUAGUGGGCUGGCUGAGCUGCUUGUGUCAUGGCAGAGGCCACGUGCGACGCAUUUCACCGUGGAAUGACUUUGGAUGGGCAGCUGAAACCUUCCUGGUUUAAGCGAAUUAGUUGGGAAAAGGAUUCAUCUGUGCCAGCCUUAUUGGAGGGGGAAGAGAAGCAGGUAGAGAGCCAUUUGGUGGGAUGGUUUCUUAUAGACUUGAAUCUCCAGAUGCCAUUGAAGCUGGCCCUCCCAUAAUCUUCCACCACUGGCCAUGCUAGUUGGGAUUGAUGGGAACUGGAGUCUUAACUACACCUAGAGAGCCACAGGUUUCCCAUCCCUGUUAUAGAUCAAGGUCAGGUUGCAUAGGAAGGCCUCUGUCUUCAAUCUUUAAAGAGCCAGUAGCCAUUGAUGGAAAGAAAGCCGUAUAUGUAUCAUGACUUGGUGGAGACUAGCUCCAUCUUUUUCUGUCUCUCUCUUCACACAUGCUUCCGCAUGCACGCACGCACACACACAAUGUUAAAAGAGUAACACGGUUCCUCCUAUUCAGAGAAAUGCUUCUCCACAGCAGCUGCUCGAUGCUGCUGUAGUAGUAGCUAAAAUUUCUCUGAAUACAUGAAUCGGUCAAAUAAUACCGAUAAUACCCAUGCUGGUGCUGCCAGGUUCCAUGGUGGCACACAGUGGCCAACAAUAUUUACCAUACAGUCUGGCUGGUAAGGAAAUAGGUUCACACAAAAAAUUAUUUAUUUGCUUAGUGAUUUGUAGCCUGUUUUUCUGUCAAAACAAUUCACAAAGUGGAACAGAGUGACAGAAUUGUGACAUCCUCCUGCCACUUCAAGAUAUUUCCUUUUUUAGCGACAACCAUACGCACUGAAAUAGUAACCUCUCUCUCCCAUCUGCCAGUAGACUGUGGGUGCCUUGAGACAGGAGGGAGACCUGCCUGCAGCCCGAUGUGGCACUACAUGCUUUUGUUUACUAGCUCAGUUCUUUAUUAUUUAAAUACUUUCAUUUAAUUAAAUAAUUUCUAUACCACUUUUCAUUAAAACACAAAAACAAAUAUCAAAGUGGUUUACAACCUAAGAAAACAUUACGGAUGAAGAUCAAGUAUAAAACACACAUUUUUUAAAUCAGCAUAAUUAACAGGAAAGUAUGAUAUUCUUUUAAACAUCAGAACAUUACAGAUAAAAAUCAAAUACAAAAACACAAUAAACUCUCCAAAACAGCACCACUAGUAGCUAAACAAAAUAACUGAGAUAAGGAGCUGCACCCAUCCACAGUGAUGCCUCCCAAAUGCAUCCUUAGCAGUCUUCCAAAUCAAAGCCUCACAUUAGUGCAUUCCAACCAAGCAUACAGAUAAUUAAUCCCCAGUCAAAAAGUUAUUAAAAAGUGAACGUUUGGUCUACAAAAAUACAUGGCAGAAUUAAGCAUAAUUUACAACCAGCUCAUUCAUUCUAAGGCAAUGUAGUGUCAUAUAACUAGCAACAAAACUACUCCCAUCUAGACGCCCACCCUCAUAGGGUUGUAUUCUAUACCGGUUCAGUGUCUCACACUGAGUGGUACUGAACAACUUUGAAAUGAACAAAAGCAUUAUAACUCAUAUUCUCACUUCAGACAGCAAAAACUACCCAACAAGGCUGGCUCAAGACAUUUUGGUGCCUGGGGCAAACCACAAAAUGGCACCUCCCUCCCCACGAAGGAAGAAGUGGGGAGUUAAGAUCUACUGUACAUCCAAAUCUGCUACCCUAUGGGUUCUGCCACCUGAGGCAGUCACUUCACUUUGCCUCAUGGGUGGGCCAGUCCUCCUACCCAAUAUUACAUCACUUCUUUCUUCUACUUGGAUAAUGCAUUCCACAGCACAAACUUAAAGAGGUUGGUGCCCUCAUGCAAACUCCAAAAGGUUUGCACUGUAGUGUGGCAGCAAGCCAGGUAGCCAUAGAUGUUUUUCUAUCCUCCUUCUGGAAUCAGCAAUGAAGUGCUGGCUGGUUGGCAUCUAGCAACAGAGUGGGCAAGCAGAUGGAAUGGCCCAGGAGCUCUCACUAGCAGCAGCAGUAAAAAAAAAUAUCAGAGCAGGUCAGCAUCCUAUUAGUUGUUGAAAACAGAGAUAGCUGCAAAUAUCAAAGCUGCAUGAAUCAACACAUGGGGCAACAGGCAAUAUAGCAAUAGAAGUAUAAUGAUGAGAUACCAUAUGAAUGAAAACAUUUCCAUUUGCCAUAGCCUUUGCUGUCUAUUACUGUCUGCCACGGUAGAAUGUGGACUUUCUGACCACUUGAAUGUUAUUUAUUGUAUUUAAUGUUUUCAGUGGCUUUACAUAUUCUGCAUUGUAUUUUCUUAUUUGCUUUGAGGUGCCAGCAUAACAGGUGGGAUAUAAUUAUUUAAUCAGUAAAUAAUGAACAUACAAUUAUCAUAAGUCAGACCUGCCAAACGAAUAUCUAGACCUUUGAGAGCAUCAAAAGAUUCUGAUGAUAGAUGCAUACACCAGGCAACAGCGAUGAUGAAUUCUAGAAUAUCUCUCUUACUGCAAGAUAGAGUAAAUGAUAGAAUGACACUCAGGAUUAUACAUUGACUGAUGAGCACCAGCUGUAUAAGAAUAAAUCGAGUUAAUUAGGAAAUCAUUGUAUAAUAAUGGAUAACUUGCUCUGUUUUAAAAGCCCUAGAACACUGGGAAACCAGUGUGGACUUCUUCCUUGCUUGUACCCUUGAAUUAUGCCAAGGUUCUGGAUUAGGUUCUGUUCACUUCAAGGGGACUUCACAGUUUAUAGAUGACCUUAUUUGUUGGCCACACACAAUGUCCUGGUUUGCAGCUUUCUUUUGAAAAGCUUGCUGAGCUCUUGGGGAUGGGAAGCUUGAGGUUAAUUGUUCUGCUCCUUUUAUGAUUUUUCAUGACAGCAGUUCUGUGAGAGCCAGUGCUUAGAGUCUGUAUGGAGCAUGACAUAUGACAAGGCAGGGUUCGUCUUCUUGACUUCAGAUCUAUUAUCCCUCAAACUAGUAUUUCAAAGGGAAGCUGCCCAUUGGCUACUGUGUCGCUUUUAGGAGAGGACAGUUUUUAUGAUGUCCAUAGAUGGAAAUGCUGGGUCAUGUUAACAAUAUUUGUGAAUGGUGAAAAUUGUGUUAGGCUGCAGUCUUGUAUCUAUUUAUUUGGAAAUAAAUCCUAUCGAACUCCAUGGGGCUUAUUUUUGAGUAGACAUGUACGGGAUUGCACUGUUAAUGCGUAUGUUAAUGUGUGAAACUUAUUAUGUAGUAAGUCUGGGAUGGGAGUUGGAAUAUCAUUCUUGUUGAAGCAGUGCUCCUGCUGUCUUUGUCGUCAGCAAGUUGCCUGCUGACAUACUGUAAUUGUAUUGUACUGAAGUACAUGGACAUAUGGAGGCUGAAAAAUCUUGGCUGUGAUGGGUCUGACAUUAAAAAAGAAGAAGCACAACAGAAUGUUUUAUAUUUAGCAUUCCUGUUAAAGCAACCAAACAUGUCCCAUAAUCUAAAAGAUAAAAAGAGGUUCAGCACUUUCUAAAAUUAGUAAACAAGUGCUUUUAACUAUAAACUAAGAUUUAGGCUUGCAAUAUAUCAGGAAAUAGGAAUAAAAAACAAAAUAAAAUGGAUUAUACAGCCUCCAUGGUAUCAUCAAUGGUACUGAUGGACACUUCUCAAAGAACUAAUACUAUGGCACUAGUCUGCAUAAAUUAGAGCAAGACUCAGAAGCUGCUCUGCUGCUUUUUUGUGGUAAAGCUACAGAAUGUACCAAUUGUCCUUCAUUGCCUGGAAAACCCAAGUCUUCAAAAGUUUUCUUUUCGUUCUUCCUAGGAAAACCUUGGCUCGCCUCAAGAUUCAGCCACAUGUUCUGUCAAGCCAAAAUAGUUCUUAGCUGCUAGCACGGCUUAAUCUUUGUUUGGUUGUGUGUGCCUUUGAAAAUUCCCAAAGCUGUACCCCUUCUAAGCUGAGCAACAGAAUGAUUUGACUUUUUAAUUUGCCAAAGCUUUAUUUUUAUUAGAAACUCAGUGUCUUUAUACCAAGAGAUCAGUGAAUUAACCUUGGGUUUUGUGAAUAGAGGCUUGAUUGUGAGAACUCCCAAAUCUAUUGGGAGAACAGUGUGGGAGUGAUGAAUACUGCAAGUGUCAAGAGCUAAGGAAGACAUUGAAGGGAAGGAAAAGAUCAUGAAGAAAACCUGCUUGGGACCAUAUGUUUGUGAAACAUGCACACCAUGUAAGGAUGAAAGGGGGGGGGGCUGUUUCAAGUAUGUGUGUAUGCGCACACACAUAUUUAAAGGGAAAUAUUCCACAAAACAACUUAUAACAUGUUUAAAAAGACAAAUCCAGGCUUAUAAAGCUGUUUAGAAACAUACAGUAAAACAAUAAAAUCAAUGCUCAGCAACAGCAGCAAUGACUUAUCCACACUCCACUAAACAACCUCCAUUUAGGACCCUUCCCUGCCCAUUUUAUCCCCCCCCCCCUUGAAUUUUUGAUAGUAUUUCAAAUAUACAUUCCAAGAUGUCACUGGUAUCUAGUCUGGAUGUUAUACAAAACAGAAAAGGCAGUGGUCUGUGACUCAUAUUUCUGCUAUUCUCACCCCUGCUGAAAUUAUAUGAAGUAUGAACAUGUGGGUCUUGUCUCUGAGGAGUUCUAUAGGGGUUGUGUCCAUGAAGGUUGGAGCCCCCCCCCAAAAAAGUAAGAAAGGUAUCAUAACAAGGCACUACUUCAUCACAGGCUGAAUGCAGUUUAUGCAGAAGACUUAGCUGCAUUGAAAUAAUUUCUGUACAUUAAAGUGUUUCAGCUUGUCAAUUAACCAUCGUACAAUCAUGUUAAAAACCUGUGUCGUUGUGGGUUCCUCGUUGUACUCAACAUUUCCAGGUUACUUGUUCUACAUGAUUUUGCACUUUGGGGGCAUCGCACCAUAUUUUGGAGCUUAGGAAGUGGCUAAGAAUUAUGUUGCAUGUUAAGAGCCUAGCAAUCCCUUUGCUAGCCCAAACCAUGGCAGUUUCAAAAGAUUUCCGCCAGCACAAGAAUUGGGUCAGCCUAGGUCUCCAUCCAAAAACAUGGAAAUGGCAUUUGAACCUGAGGGGAGAUUGCCACUUUGAAGGUAAGAUUUGAACCUGGGACUGUCACUUACCAGAGAAGAUAGCUUGUAGAUGCAACUACAGUAGUACCUCGGGUUACCGACGCUUCAGGUUACAGACUCCGCUAACCCAGAAAUAGUACCUUGGGUUAAGAACUUUGCUUCAGGAUGAGAACAGAAAUCAUGCUCUGGCAGCGCGGUGGCAGCAGGAGACCCCGUUAGCGAAAGCGCACCUCAGGUUAAGAACAGUUUCAGGUUAAGAACGGACCUCCAGAACGAAUUAAGUUUGUAACCCGAGGUACCACUGUAUGGAUGUCUUUAGAUUCUUGCACCCGGCUCAGCUAUUUCAAGAGAUGCUGAAGUCAGAUUAGAAGGUCAGUUUCCACAAAACUUAUUCAAGUUACAUUUUUAAAAGUGGUUUAAAAAAGUAGUUACAUCCCACCUGGGACACGGGUGGCGCUGUGGGCUAAACCACAGAGCCUAGGACUUGCUGAUCAGAAGGUCGGCGAUUUGAAUCCCCGCGACGGGGUGUGCUCCCGUUGCUCGGUCCCUGCUCCUGCUAACCUAGCAGUUCAAAAGCACGUCAAAGUGCAAGUAGAUAAAUAGGUACUGCUCCGGCGGGAAGGUAAACGGCGUUUCCGUGUGCUGCUCUGGUUCGCCAGAAGCGGCUUAGUCCUGCUGGCCACAUGACCCGGAAGCUGUGUGCCGGCUCCCUUGGCCAAUAAAGCGAGAUGAGCGCCGCCACCCCAGAGUCGGCCACGACUGGACCUAAUGGUCAGGGGUCCUUUACCUUACAUCCCACCUUGUUUCUAGAAUAACAACAGGCACACUUAGAACAUACAUUUAAAGCAUUGUGAUACUACUUUAAACAUUCAUGGCUUCCCCCAAAGGAUUCUGAGUGUUUGCUAAGGGUGCUGAGAAUUGUUAGGAAACCAUCUGUUCCCUUACAGUUCCCUGUGAAGCGGGAUUGGUCAUUAUACCACUCUGGGAAUUGCAUUUCUGGAAGGGGAACAGGGGUCUUCCACCAGCCCUCAGCACACUUAUCAAACUAAAGCUCCCGUAAUUCUUUGGGGGAACCAGAGACUAUUUAAAUGGUAUCAUAGUGCUUUCACUGUUUGAUGUAAACGUGGCCAAUAGGUUAAGUACUCUCUGGAAGGCCGGUAAUUUUAUUAGACUGAUAAGUUAACAAAUCUGGUCAGCUGUUGCAGUCAUAUAUAAUGCACAUGUCUUCUGUCUGAGUGCAUACUUCAGGGAGCUUAGAUUUCAUAAACAAGCUAUACAUAUAUAUAUAUAUAUAUAUCUAUAUCUACAGUAUGGGUUUAUGUUCUUAAUCGUCUUGCAAAACUUAGAAAGCACAAAUUAAUACAGUUGUUGGUCUUCUGUUUGAUUUAUUGAAUGACACUGAAUAAGAAUGCUGCUUGUUAAAUAUUGUGACCUAUGCUGAUUCUUGGAGGAGAUCUGAAAAAGGAAGAGGCUUAGCCUGCCUGCUAAAACUUAUGGCGUAUAGAUCUAUGCCUCACUUUGUGAAUAUGCAUAUGAGCAUAUUUUGUUUCAUGUAUAUCAAGCUGAACUUUGAGGCGAACAUUUAGGCCUUAAAGUGAGCCUCAAUUGUUCAUUGGCAACAGAGGCUUGCUAUCACCACCAAGCAGCUGACUGCGCUACAAAGUUCCCUAGUAGGGACUCCAUUGUGCACCGAACCCCCCACCAAAAGCAGAUCUUGAAGUUGGCAUGAAUCAGCUGAUUGGCGGUGACUUCAAGCAACACUUGAAUCAGCUUGGCUCAUCCUUUUGUGCAAGGGGAAAAUGAAUCACCUGACAGCAUGGUGAAGUCAGGUGGUUGACAGGUGGGUGCCUACCCCCACCCCACCUGCAAGAGUGGCCCACUGUGGGUGAAGGAACCCAGGAACCCAUGAUCUGGCUGCUGGAUAGAAAAGUUUCAAAGAUAAAAAUUGCAUCGGACUGAGCUGCAGUUUAUACAUGGGAUUUUUUUUUUUUAAAAAGAAGCAAUCUCAGACAUAUUUGAAAGGUAAUAUUGCAUCGUAUUAUAGCGGGACCAAGAAAUUGAACCCUGGAUGAGGUUGUGCAAAAGAAAGGGCAGGACCAUACAUAUAGGGCCGUAGAGUAAAUUUCAGUGACUGAAGUCACUAGGGGUGAAGAAAGCAGAUGGAGAGAAACAUGUUGAGGUAUUGAUUAGAUUGCACAAGCAACUAAUCUGAUUUCCAGAAGGCAUCCCAAUCCCAGGAAAACAAGAAGUUACCUUAUACAGACCAUUGGUCUAUCUAGCUCAGAGCUGUCAAUAGUAUACUAACUGUCAGCAGCUCUCAAGGGUUGCAGGCAGGAGUCUCUCUCAGCUACACCCAGAGAUGCUGGGGAUUGAACCUUGGACUUUCUGCAUGUAAAACAGGUGCCCUGCUACUGAACCAUGGCUCUUCCCUAAAUAUUUCUACCAGUGUUUUGUGUGCCAGAAUAAAGUUACUUUAGGGUUGGCACAAUUGGACACGGCUCUAGAAUAUUGCUGUUGAAACACCAUGUACUCCUGAGGACUAAUGGACUGGUGUCAUUCAUAGAUAGAUAGAUAGUUUUAACAUUUUCCAUAACAUCCAUAUUUUAUAUCUUUUUUUUACAACUUCAUUUAACCUUCAGGCCUCCUCCCUUCCCUCCAUGGAUUUCUAAAAUCAUGGGGUCAAGUAUGCUUCCCCACUUUAAUUCUGACCACCCUUUUAAUAUACUCCAGGGUGGUCUUUUAGCUCGCCACUGCUUGUUAGUUAAUAGAGGUUUACUCAGCAGAUAUUAAAAUAAAAUACAGUGUGUUCGCACUCUUUAUAGCUUGUAGAAAACUUCCUGUAGCUCACCACAGCCGGGAUGGACCUAAUGGACUGGUGUCUUGAAUUAGUUCAAGAAAAGAUUUUCUUUCUAAAAAAAAACCCCUUCAACAACAUAAAACCCUUUAUUUAAAUACCCUACAAAUUAUACAUUAGAGACAAGAAUAGUUCUCCAGGAACAGAUCUGGCUUAUUGUGUCAUUCUUUUAAAAGUAUCUUGGCAAAUCUUGAAAACCAAUUAUGCACUUUAAAAAAUACAGAGUGCCUUUUUCCUAGACUCUUCUCCUAGAGCUGCUAAAUGUUAAAAAUGGGAGAAUGCCAGCUUUUGCUUGGCCAAAAGUCUUUGAUGGUUUAUUGAAUGCUAGCAAAGGAUAAUAGAUUUUUUGUGUGUGUGAAAAAUGUAACUGGACUACAGAGUUUCUAUUUACUGUGCCCUUUCUCAGAGAUAAGUAAAACAAAAAUGUAGACCUCAGGAACAAGUUGCCCCACAACACCUUGUCUGAAGAACUUACAUGAUCACAGGCUAUAUCUUGAUUGGAAUUUGCUAAAUGUAGUUUUGAUGCUGCAGCUUAUUUUGAUCAACGAUAUAAAGGGGUCAUAUUAGCUGUAGUUUCCAUUGCCUCACAAAAAAGUAAUAAGUUGUCUUACUCCUCCAUAUCGAUGUUGCUUCUCUGUAAUAAAUGGUUUGUGUCUUCCUUUUGCUAAUCGGAUCAAAGCAUGACUGAUGACUUAAAUUAUCUCAUCUGGAUUCUUCACAGCAUUGCAUUUCACACCAGCAACAUGAAUCACAGCAAUUGAGGCAGAUGAUGUGCAAGAAAAGAGGAGAGUGACUUAUCUAUAGCAUACUGCAUUGCCUAGAUAAUGUAAGGCUCCUCAUGGCAGAGGACCCAGAAAUUGUAGGGAUAUGCAUGUGGGGAUAUGUAGGGACUUUCCAUGUCCUAGUGGUUCAAAAGUCAAAUGCUGCCUUAGUCUGGAGGGUUGUUACUUUUGGCAGUCUUCCCUGGGAUGCCUGGAUUAAGUUAUGAUUCUGAAAACCUACAACAUAAAGUGGCUUGGGACUAUGUUGUCUGAAACAAUUGCGUCUUCGUUGUGGCCUUUCCUUGGCAUCAUUCUCACAUACUGAAGUAAUAUGCUGAAUUAUAUUAAGUUGUCAAGCACAAGGCACGAGAGGCUCAAAGCAAUUUAUUUAUUUUAAAAUUAUUUUUAUUUGCCAUUCUCUGGAGGUUUGUGGUACCGCUACAUUUUCCAUGUUGUUCACUUAUUGUUAUCUUUGAUUACUUUUUAUUCUGACUUCCUCUGGUGGUAACUGAGAAGAGCCCUGUUGGAUCAGUCCAGCAUCCUGUUUCAUACUGUGGCCAACCAGAGGCCUUUGGGAAGCCCAUAUAAAACAGACCAUGAAAGCAAUAGCUCUUGUCUGGUGUUCCCAGCAAAUAGUAAUUUGUAGGCAUACUGCCUAGGAAUCAGAGGCAGGCAGUGACUUUAACUAGAGUUGUAGAAUCUGAUUACAUUUUGGUCAGUCCUGGCCCUUGUACCAUGGAUGGUUUCCACGCUCAGUUGCUUUUCUUGGUGAGAAAAUAGAGAUAAUGACUGUAUACAUAUUCUCCUUCUUUUGACGGAUUCUGCUGUAAUCUACAGCCUUCUCUGUCUCCGAAGCCCAAGCGUGGGGGAAUGGAACAUAGCAGCAGUCAAGCAGCAUCAUUCCUGAUACAGCUGUUGCGGCUCAGAUAUUUCUUGGUACUUAUAAAUAGUGGCAUUCAGUUGUAUGUCAUUUUUAUUCACCUAGCUACAGAAAUUCCAUGUGCAUACAACAAUGUUUUGUUCUGCUGUAGUUAUCUGGCUUGCACGUCAGUGAAAAUUAAGCAUGCCUGAAUCUUGUGUGUGUUUUAAAAACUAGAAUCUAGUUACUAGGUGUUGGCUUAUUUAGCAUUCUUCAGUGUUUGAAAUGAGUUGAUCUCACUUGGUGCGGAGCAUAAGGGGUCGGCUUUCUAUUAAAUGUAGUGCUUAAGCAUGGGGCUAAAAACCUUCCAUUUGGCAUAAAUAUAGGACAAAUGCAGUUUCAGUCAAAACCAGAACCCAAGUAAAAUGCUUUGCAGCGUCUUCAGCAAAGGGGAAAAAAAAGAUUCUGUAGGCUGAAAGCCACAUGCUUUGCAAUUGGUUGAUCAACAUGUCCACCAGUAGUUUUUUAUCAUCAUCUUCUACUUUUAACAUGUUGGCACUGUCUGACUUCCCCAUCAUAAUUCUGAUCACCUUACCUGACUUGCAUUUGUAUUGCUCUACCUCUAGCUGAACCAAUCACUGGAAUGUGACCCUCAAGCUGAAAAAGGUCCUCCCCCCUGGUAUAUGUGAUGGAGGGCAUUUCCAUCUCAACAUAUCUUCAUUGUAAGGGAAGCUGCAGGCAUGGUGCUUGAAAUAAAGGAUCUGUAUGUGCUGUGGAGCUUUAAUGCCAAAAGAGGCACUUAAAGUAAGGAACACUUGGCAACUCUCUUAGGAAGUAAGCUGGUGCAUGAGGACAAAGAAUGGGUCCUUUGGGGAUAUCUUAAAAUGUCUGAAAAUUACAUGUGAGUAAAAUUUAAACAUGACUCAAGAAGAUAUAUUCCAAAGGUCUGUAUGGGAUGUUACAACAGCUGAGGGGCUUGAAUAUUCAUGCGCUAUUAUUGUGCUCUCCAAUGUGGGGUUUGGGGCUGCACUUUGACCGUUUCUGCUACAAUCAAAGCACUUAAGCAAACUCCCUUUUCCCCAAAUCUCUUGUAAUAUCUAAAUAAUCUUUUACUCACUUAAACUCCCCAGUGAUUCAAAGGGCCUUGUUGAGUUCAACUUACAGCAACAUUUUUCUUUCUCACUGGUGAAGCCAUAAAAAUGUGCACGCUGAGGGGUUUUUUUUAUAGGGAAUGGGUGUAUUUCCUGCAUUUGGCAAUAAAUGUCAGUUUAAUUUACAAAAACUUGUAAAAUGUUUUGGAAGUGCACUGGAAUCUCUACCUUUAAAGGGAUGCUUUUUCAAAACAAAAAAGAUGUUAGCAAAUAAUUGGCUCAAAGAAAAAGAAAGGCUGCCAUUUUAAGAAAGUGCUUUAACAUUAUUUUUAAAGAUGCUUGUGGGUUCAUCCAAAGGUUUUAUCUUUUGCAGUUAUUUUUUAAAUUGAUGGAAAACAGAGAUACUUGGAUCUGUGAAAAUUCCAAGGCUAAAGCAUGUAUACAGAUGUUCACGCAAACAUUUUCAUUAAACAAGACAAGAUAUAGUGAACAUAUUUGUUGUUUAUAGUGGCUUCAAAAAUCGGUGCUUCAAAUACGACCAUGUUGCUAUUUUACAGACUACCAUUCAGGUUAACAGAAGAGGCAAGCAUGAUUAUAUGCAUCAAUUUGAGUUGACUUCUGUGGCCUAUUUAUUUGCUAUUGUAAUUGUAGGAAUGUUGAUGCUACAGUGUAACAUCUUGUUUUGGUGUGUUACAAUAUGCUGGAUUGUUCCUCCAAUAGAUAGUAAACUUAAUAGAGGCUAAUAAAAGAAUCACUUUAAAUUAAAGGAACUCUGUGCCAAAGAGAGAUAAGUACCUUACUUGGAAAAUUCCUCCUUGUGUGCUAAAUACCACCCAUGCAGAGCUACACUAGAACUAUAUAGAAAGUAAUCAUUUGUUCUAGUGAAGCACUUGGCUCUUAGGCUAAGCUUGUUGCAUGGGUUUUAACAUUGAACAGAUUCUCUAGAGAAGUUUCUGACCUUGCCAGAAGGAUUGGAUUCAAAGACUUUAUAUACUCUUUUCAUAUUUCCUAUAAGAUUUCCCCAAGCAGCAUGUUGUAAAAACAUUAUUGAACCUCUUCAAACAUUGUGAGUAUCAGUGCUAGAAGGAAAAAGGGGUGGGAGUAAGAGAAGAUGGAGACCAACAUGAAGGUGUGUGUGUGUUUAGGUGAAGGUGAAAGAAGAGGACUGGAAAUUUUCCUAUUGAAAGCUUGCACACUUUUUCAAGAAUCCUGGAGCCUUUCUCCUUCAAACUGUUUGAUGGUGAAAUGAGAGCCUUGGAAGGUGGUAGAUGACAAAGACUGGGUGGCCGCCUCUCAGGGGUGAUGUAGUGGUGGAUUUUGUCCUUUGGCACAGGUUUGACUAGAUUGGGUUUCCCCAGCUAUGGUCUCACAUCGGUUGCAUUAAGUAUUCACAUAUACUGCAUUUUUAACUGUAUUUUUAUUACUUCUUUGAUUUAUUAUAUUGUAUUUUAUUGCAUUAUAAUUUGAAUUGUAUGGGAUUGUGGUAUAAUAAAAUACAAUAUGUAAGAAAUAAAAGAAGCAAUAAAACCAUUAAAAAUCAUACAGCAUUUAGCAGAGUACAUUACAAUUUCCGCAACAGGCAAAAAAAUAAAAUAAAAAUUAAGUGGUCCACCAAGAUCCUUGGCAAUUUUCAAGUGGUUUGCAGGGGAGAAAAAGUUUUAGAACCAAUGGAACUUCCAAUUUUAUGAUCUAGCUUGUAAAAAACAUGGGAGUCAGAGUGUUUGUUACUCAUGACUGCUGUGCAGAUUAUGUUCGUUUCCCUGAGGCUUUCAAGGCUGCAGCUCAAAAAGACGUAAAAGAAGGUUUCAUAAUAAUAGUUAAACUUGGUGGAUUGUGUCCAGUGUUUACUCAUUGACUUUGCACUUUUACAACUCCAUUCCAGUUGCAUUUAAUAGAAUUUGAGGCUCCGCUAAUUUGGGAGAAUAUGGUUGUACUUGUAUACUUAUGAUAUGUUGUGGGACUUUUGUCCAGCUAAGAAAGGUGAGUUAUUUCCAGAUGGAUCUAGGGGCCAAAUGAGACAUGACAUUACAGAUUUGUGACUGGAUCCUCUCAUGAUGUGAGCCUUUGUUUCUAUAACUCCUAGUAAUCUGAAUGUGCACCCUUUUAGCUUUUCUGUACCUCUGAUGUGUUGCCGGAGAGCAAUAUUCUGCCAGUAUUUUAUGUGUUCCCUCGCACCUCGACUCUAAAACAGGAGUGGGAACUCCUCCAGAUGUAGUUUGCCCUCCAGAUGUAGUUUGACUCUCAACUUCCAUCUGCUGCAACCAGCAUGACCAAUAGGCCGGGUUGGGAGCUGUAGUCCUGCAGCAUAUGAAGGGCCAAAGAUUCACCACUCCCCCUGUUAAGGUUUCCUUUUGCCUGGGAAAAGGAGCAAGUGAGGAUCAAGAGCACAGGGCAGAUCAGGUUGUAAGCGUCUCACCAAAACACUCUCUUGGAAAUAGACACGGGAGUAGCCCUCAAUCGCUAUUCAGCUGGCAUGGGAUCUUAUAUAAGCAUGUAACCUUCCUCAGGGUCUCUAUUCAUCUGUAUAUAUUGUGGAUAUUUUGUUUUUCGUUAACGGCAUUAGUUGCGAGAUUUUCAUACCUGAGAGUAGGUGUUCUUGAAGCCAAGUCACUGAGAGUUAGGAGUCUGAUUUCUUUGUAUGGUGUCAGUGGCGUAGCGUGGGUUGUCAGCACGUAAUUUGCGCCCCCUAACCCGUGGAUUUUAGUAGGGGCAGAGAGCUGCGAGUGUGAGCGCGCCCCCCCCAGAUGUUGCGCCCGGUGCGGCCGGCCCCCCCUGCACCCCCCACGCUAUGCCACUGUAUGGUGUACUGUGUUGCUGGCUGCAUUUCCCUCUGCAAACAGACUCUUUCUGUCUCUUUCUGUUAGAUGGAGCAAAUACUUUUUUUCCUGUGGAAAAUUUGUGGCACUUGCAGAAUCCUUCUCUUCUUUCCCUGCCCUCCCAAGUUUGAGAAGCCCCAUUUAAGCCACGCAGAAUGUUCCUUCCCUGGUUUAUGAUUUUGCAACAGCUGAUAUCAGUUCAGCCUCAUGUCACAAGACGUGCCAUAUGGAAACUGAUAACUGCAUAAAUCUGCAUAGGAAAAACGAAUUCAGGCUUUCCUCUCAGUAAAAUCUCUUGAAAUGUAGUUUCCUAACACAGGAGAAAAUAUACCUGGUUGCAUUAGUAGUGUUGAAAAAGAGGUACUUGGACUCACGCAGGCCCAUAUGACUUGAAAAUCGUGGAACUGUCUGAAAUAGAAGUUGCUAUGGUUACAGAGAGGAUUAGCCGGCUGAGGCUGCUUCCAUUGGUCUGCGACUAGCACAAGUUGCUUGUUUGAGUAGCAUUAAAAUGUUGUCUCCUGCUGCUUUUAUGUCAAGACCAUCUGGUGUAGGCAGUAUUUAAAGGUGCAGCCCUGCUCUGAAAAACGCUGGGCAGCAUGGUGUUUUUUUUAAUUUGUUGUAAAUGGAGCUUAUGAGGUUCACAGGUUUUCAAAGGGGGCAAUGACACCUUAAAAUAUUCUCAGUACGUGUAUAAUAGCAAAACAUGCUAUUGGCACAGCAAGCUGCCACAGUGCCUUUUAUGUUGAUUGCACAUAUAUGUACUCCUGUUUAUUUCUUGGAGGUGCCACCUGUUUAAUCAACUAGUAUUUAAAAUGUCUUUACAUGUAGGAAAUCUCUGUAUAUAAAUUAUUCUGGUACGUGGAAUUUGCUGGCAGUUGAGGAGACAAUUUUUGCUGUUGGAGGCAAUAUAUCUCUGAAUGCCAGAUCUUGCUUGCCAGCUUCCCAUGGGCAAAUGGCUGGCCUCUGUGAACAGAACGCCAGAGUAGAUGGGCUCUUCUUAUAGUUUCAGGAUUUUGCUUUAACUGAUUCCUUUAGUGUGAGAGAUGUUACCUCUUCAUGUUUAUUUAUAAAGAUCAUACAAUUCUUCAACUCUGAUUUACAUCAGGUGCUUUUGGAUUUCCACAGAUACCCCCCCUUUUGCUUUAGUGAUUUAUGCUAUAGCAAUUCAUUAUUCCCAAGAAUGUAAAAAUAGACGAUUGGUUCCAGUAAUAUCCCAUUCUAAACAAAAGCAGAUCCCAUCAGAUUGCACAGAAAAAUGUGCUCUUGGGGCCAAACAUUGUGUUAUAUAUCUUGCACUAGGUGAUUUUCAGGAGGUUAGCGCGAGUGUAAGACAACAGAGAAUUCAGCCCUCUGCAUUGAAACUCAGCCAAUUUAAAUUCAAAUCUUGAUGAGAGCAGUACUAGGAAACUGUUAUGUAGGGCAGCAGGAAUGUGCUUCUUAUUUUAAUUUUGCUAAUACUAUACAUUGCACAUGCACACAUGAUUUUGUCCUAGGUGGUUUGAGGGCGUUGCAGAAUGUAAAGUGUUUUCCUGCAGAGGAUGCUGUAGCAUCGGACAAUAUCAGAUAAUGAGCUGGGGGGAGAGAUGUGUUUCUUGUGGGCACUUUUUCUUUUCUUCUUCAUACCUACUUCAUUUAUAUGCUUUCAUGGUUGCCAGGCCCAUUUAGUUUUGUUAAACAUUUUUUUUUUUGCUUGGGCAGUUGUGCAACUGAAGAGGAAAGGGGAUGGCCCUCCUGCAAGGACAACCCACCCUUUAACUGAAUAAUCCUGCCCAGUGUGAGUGGCGACCCAUCCUAGGACCUGCUCCAUCUCCUGCAGAAAAAAAACUUAUCAUGGGUUAGUCCAACAUUUCGUUUAACUGUGUGACAGGGCAGUUGCGUAAUGAAGAGGGGUUUUUAAUCUGCUUCACUAAUCCACAGAUUUCUAAGCCUUCCUAUUAGAGCUUUGGCUUCAGUGCAGUUUUAUUUUUAAUUAUUUAGAAACACAAGAGUUGCAUUCAACACUGUAUGAGCAGCAUUCCACUCAUGCAAUGGGACUUCCUCUUCCUUACCCUUAACACCCCUAAGAUCUGCUGCAGAGGAGUGGAGGGGGGAGUUCUGUUGUGCAAGCAGAAGUCUGUUGUGUGAGCAGAACAGCAGUGUUGGACACAACCCAUGAUUUUUAGUCUGCCUGUUGUCUUCAUUGUGAAGAUGAUUGCAUUAAGAAAAUAAACUUGUUUGUAUGUAUACACUCUUUAGCAAGGAGCAGACCCUCUUGAACAAGUUGGCUCUGGACCCAAUGGAUUGUGACAACUAUUGCCCAUUUGAAACAACUCCAGACAUUCCUGGAUAAAAGUGAAAAUCUGGAUUCAUUUCAGCCUUGGGACUCAGCUACAUUAGUAAAGAAAAGUGUUGUACAGUAUAUGCGUUAUAACACUGAGAUGGCGCUGUGGAGCCCCGGCUUUAGCCAGUGUGAUUUCCCAUUAUGAAGUUUACAGUGCGUUUUCCUGAAAUGCUUUUUUUGGAUGUGUCUAGAUCCAGCCUUGGUCACCUUGAUGGAUGACCUUUAUAGAGAGAAGCUCGGGGAGAGUGCAGCCCUCCUCCUUCUGCUCAAUGUCUUAGUCACUUUUGGUUCCAUUGGUCAUGGUAUCCUUCUGAACUGAUUUUGUGGGAUGGGUAUUGGUGACAAUGUUUUUCAGUGGCUGUGUUCCUACCUGCUAUCUCCAAAUAACAGCAUUGUGAAAGUGUUCUUCAGCUGCUUGACAUUUGUGCUGCAGAGCACGAAGGGGCACUUUAUUGUCCCUAGUGCUAUUCAACAUCUAUAUUGUUGGGAGAAAUCAUUGGAAGUUUUGGAGUGAGAAGACAUCAGUGUACUGAUGAUACCAAAUUCCAUUUGCACAUUACAUCUGAGUCAGUCUAUGCAAGCCCUGGACUGAUACCUGGAUACAGUGUGUGUAAUUCCUGUUUCUGGGAGAUAGAUCAGCUACCUUUUCUGUAUGGGGUUGCAGGUCCUCUGAGCAGGUGUGCAGCUUAAAGAUACCCCUUCAUUCAUCUUUGUGUCUAAAGGCCCAAAUGACCUUUAUGGCUAAGAAUACAUUUUACCAGCUUCUUCACCCACGCCAGCUGCUCACUUCCAUCUCUAGACUGGGAUAGAGAGACCACAGUGGUCCAUGCAUUGGUAACUGCCCUGAACUCAUUUUGGAGGAUGGGUGGGAUAGAAAUAUAAUUUUAAAAAAUAAAAUAAUUUUCAAGACUUAAUUACUGCAAUGCCCUUCAUAUGAGACUGCUCUUGUAUCUGGGCCAAAAGUUGUGGCUAUUGGCAACAGGCUACUUCUUGGCCAAGAGAGCUGCUCUGAUUGCCAAUUUGCUACUCAGCCAGGUUCAAGGUUAUUGUGUUAAUUCACAAAACUCAACACAACCUGGGCCCAAAGAACCUUAAGGACCUCAUAUUUAACUUCAGAUCUUUUGGUAGAGCACUUUUUGCAGUCCCCAGUCUUCAUGAUGGACUAAGCCUUUAGUGUGAAGCUCUUUUCAAAUAUAAUGAGUCACCCCUGGUUUCUUUUAGAUAACUUUUGGAAGCUGAAUUGUUCAAAUUGGUCUUUGUAAUUUGAAGUUUUGCACCCACCAAUGUAUUGACAUGCUGUUGAUGUUUUUUUAGAUAUUACAGUAGCCUUGUAUUUUUUUGUCUGUUCUGUACUAUUUUAUGUUAUGUACCACCUUGUUAUAUUUCUAAUGAGAAGGCAGUCUAUAAAUAUUUUAAGAAAUAAAAAUAAAUAUAAAGUAUGCUGUUGUGCAUCUGGCACUUGUAUUUUCUGUAGAAGUAUAUAAAGUGGGUGGGUGGGGUCUAUGCAGGAAUAAAUGUAAGAACAGUACAGAGUUCAUAGUGCUGUUUCUGUUUCAGAUGGCAUCUUCACCUGCAGGCUAUGAAUUUGCUGUGGAUGAAGGAAGAAUGCCAAAGUGCUGUUUAAAAAAAAACCUUGAUUAAACCACAUAAUUGCAUCAACUUGUCAACAAGUAAAUUGGGCCAAGUGAACUGGAAAAGUAGGGGCAGGAACUGCGGUUUGCCUGGAACUGUAGACAGAAUCCUCAGAGAAUAUCACUUCUGUGAUUUAACAAGGCCAUCUUUCUUUACUUUGUAUGGGGUGGCUGUCUUUUAAAUUAUGAAGAUACAAGUGAAAAUGUUUAUAUGCAAGUGCCUAUUUAACCAGUAUAACCCCCUUUCUCUCUCACACACAUGCAUAUCCCCCCUCCCAUUUUGAUCUGUCUGUAUUGCCCAAGGGCUCUUAGUCUUGAUGAGACUUGCCUUCCUGAUGCUUUCAAGCAGCAUGCUGGGACAUGGUCCAUCAACCACAUAUAGAUGCUCCUUAAGCCCUUAAAAUAACCUCCUAGAUAAGACUAAGGCUUCAGUUCUAUAUCCACUGCCUGUGAGUAAGUCCCAUUGAGCUCAGUGGGAUUUACUGCUGAGCAGACAAUGUGGGCUUGUACUGUAACUAGGAUUUGAAGCCAGGCUUGAUUGAUUGAAUGAUUAAGCAGCACACUGCGUACUUGAGCAGGCUCAGUAAAUCUAGCUGCACUACUCAUGUCAUGUCCUUAUUUAUAGACAUAGAUAUAUACAGACAUAGAUAAAUAGACUCUAUUUAUUAAUGAAGGCCCCAGUGGAGGAUGAAGCCAUGGCUCAGUGCUAGAGCCCAUUGCUUUCAUGUAGAUUCAGCCUGCAGUCCUACACACACAUAGGAAUACGUCCCAUCAAUCUCAAGUAAACAUACAUAGGGAUGUACUGUAAAUUUCUAGCAUCUCCAAGUAGAGUUGUGGAAGACUCCAGUGUGACUUGCAGCAUAUCUCCAGCAUUUCAGCAUAAGUAAUACCAAAGAUCCAAUGUCAUACGUUCAAAUAAAUGUUCCAACAAAUAACUUUGAGCCAAAUAUUGAUUUCAAUUUGCAUCACUUUCUGUACAGGUAAAAUCAAUACAACUGAAGAAAGGAAGUAUUGUCUUUGUUUUUAAAUGAUGCACAAAUAUGUCUAUAAGAGGCGUCAUCUUAGCAGAGACAAUAUUCCUGUGUGCAGCAGAAGAACAAAGGUAUCUUUCAAGAUGAUGCUUGCCCAUCUGCAGCUUUUACAAGUCCUUGUAUUAAAAAAUACUAUUUGAAAACAAAAAUCAAGGACAUCUCUAUCAUUGAUUUGAAGAGGAUUCCCAUGGCCGAGAGAUUCUGUAGUGAAGCAAUAGCCAUAGCAGAAGCCUUGCCAGCUGGCAGAAGGUUUGGUGGUGAUGGAGAGUUUUGAUUCCAACAGGAAGGAAAUUAUUCACCAGCUUCAGGGCUGACAUUGUACUGUGCCCUUUUGGGGUCAUGUCCAGGCAAUGAAGGUCCUUAGGAUCCUAUAUAUCCAUGUCCUCCACUGACAUACCACUCCUCCCACCAAUGUUUGGUGCAACAUGUAUGCCCACACAGCUUUCUGUGGGUAUUCAGCGGUGCAUGUUCUGGCAUCAUGAGUGCUUCCCACUGAUAGGCUUCUCUCUCCGGCAGAGUGGCAUUUAUGCUGCAGUCCGAGGAAGCAUAUCAGUUCUGGAAAUCACAAGAGAGAGAGUGGCUGUUUUGCUCAGAUUCUCCUUGUAUGCUUUCUCAAGGCAUCUGGUUGGCCACUGUGAGAACAGAUGCUGGACCAGAUGGAUCACUGGCAUCCUCCUGAUUCUUAUGCACCAACAGCCUCUCAGAUGCCCUUUGGUCAGUUUUAGGAUUGCUCUGCCCAAAGUUAUUUUUACAAAAUAAUUUCAUACAGGUGUGGAGAACCUUUGACCCCUCCCAAGAUGUUGCUGAAAUACAAUUCCUAUAAUCCCUGGCUAUUCACCCUGCUUGCUACAGCUGAUGUGAGUUGUUGUUCAACAACCUCUAGAGGCCCCACACCUCGUUUAAUGUAACCAACUAGUCAGUUAACUCUUGAGAGUCCCAUGGACUGCAAGAAGAUCAAACCUAUCCAUUCUUAAGGAAAUCAGCCCCGAGUGCUCACUGGAAGAACAGAUCCUGAAGCUGAGGCUCCAGUACUUUUGCCACCUCAUGAGAAGAGAAGACUCCCUGGAAAAGACCCUGAUGUUGGGAAAGAUGGAGGGCACAAGGAGAUGGGGACGGCAGAGGACGAGAUGGUUGGAUAGUGUUCUCGAAGCUACCAGCAUGAGUUUGACCAAACUGCGGGAGGCAGUGGAAGACAGAAGUGCCUGGCGUGCUCUGGUCCAUGGGAUCACGAAGAGUCGGACACGACUAAACGACUAAACAACAACAGUCAGUUAACUGUUGCAACUUUUAUCUAUAGCUAUGUCUUUGGUGCCAAGAUCCAAAGAACUAAGCAAUUUGUUUAGAGAGCUCAAGGGCAAGAUGUGUUUUCUCUUUCCAUAGCAUUAGCCCUUCUCUGCCCUGCAGAAGUAAGGAGAAUGACUUUUCUAUGUGUGUGGUCAGACUACAGAACUGUCCACUGACAGAAACCCACUUUUUCUAUUGUGUAUAGCUGCUGAGUGAAGUCUGUUCUCUGAUUCUUGUGUUUUGAGUUCUUGGCUGUUGUGAUUAUUUAAUCUUCUGUCCUGAUACUUUUAUCUGCUGCUUUGGAUUUUUAUUAUGACUGAUUGUUAAGCUACCUCGAAUGCCAUUUAUAGCAGAAAGGCAGCAUGCUGCAUUUUCAAAAUCAAUUGGUCACAUCGUUUUUAACUGUUAGUAUUGAAUGAUAAUAAACACAUGACUUUCCUACUACUUUGCCAACUUCCCCUUCUUGAAGAAAGUUGCUUUAGGAGCUGUCUUCCUUUCCUGGAUUCCUGCCAGUCUGGACAAAUCCUAAGGGUAGUCUUGGGCUGCAGUCUUUUAUGCAGGCCACUUAAACCCCAUUAGUCGGUAGCGAAGUAUUUGCAUAGCAAAGCAAAUUAUCGUUUCUUUUGAUGGCUUCCUAAGUCUUGAUUUUCAGUGCUGACAAGCAUUUUUAACGUGCCACAGCACAACAUCUUUGUGUAGAAAUACCUGCCAGCAUUUAAUAAAACAGGGGAUCUGAGCAAGGAACACAGCGACUGCACAAACUGUUUCCCUGUGCACCCAAGCAAUUAACAUGUCAUCUUUCCUGUGGCAAUGCCCCAAGAAAGGAGGCAGCGAUGUCUGGGCUUAUUGCAGUUAAACUAGCUGAGUCUCAGUUCCAAGUGCACUGAUUUGUCUUGGGACAUCCUGCUAGAACUACUAAAUCAGCAGCACUGCUGUAGUGUGGUAAAAUACCAGUAGCAGGGUGAACCCAAAGGAGUGAAACUCAUUUAGGGAGCAAUAAGGGUGUGGGUGCCAUCCUUUGACAUGUUGCAGAGAAUGGGUCACUCACUCCUGAGUGAGAGACAGAACCACAGCAACCCAUUCUGUUCAUGAUGUCAGAAAGAUCCUGGUCAGGGAUAGUUAGCCACUAUGACUCAUGCACUGGUAGCCUGACAUUUAGACUACUGCAAUGUGCUUGAUGUGAGGCUUCCUUUAUGGAUGGUCUGGAGGCUGUAGCUGGCGCAGAAUCCCAUAGCCUGGGCAGUGAGUGAUGCCCUUUACUGGGUGCAUACCACACCAGCAACCUUCUCUUGCUGAACAACCACCAGGAGUUUCAGUCUCACCAUUGUUCCUUUGGUGCAAUUCUAUUUACCUGCCCUAUACCUGAUGCCACAUACAGCAUCAGGUGUGGGGCAGGAGGGCAUUGUUUAGGAAAAACUUAUUCAUGGGUGGGCCAAAUUAGGACUCUUUUGGGCCUAAUUUGGCCUGCAGGUAGGAGGUUGGCUUACACUUUUCAUUGGGAAAGGAGCAUGACAGAGUGGAUACGGAAAUUUCAAGCACUUUGUUUCGUUUUGUAGGAACUGCAAAAUAAGAAGAAGCAAAAAGCAAAAAACACCUGCAUCUUCCCUUGACCUGAAUAUGAGGCAUUCAUAAUGUGCAAGAUAAAAUGCACAAACUCUAAGGUGCAAAUUGUGGAAGAAGGGACAGCCUAGUUACUAUUGAUUUAGCAUUUUUAAAUGUCAGUAAAAUGACACUGAUUUAAAUGACACUGAUUUGUGUGUGCCUGUUUGUGAAUCUCAGAGGGAAUGUGAAAUGAGAGGGAACCGAAUCACUUUGAUCUUUUGUAAAUGAGGAGCUGUGUGAUGUUGUAUACAGUGAUCCCCUUUUCAUCCUUCCUCAGCUUUCAGUAGGGAACUUCUCCAUCAGAUCUAAAGUUAGUCACAGAAUCCUGAGAUUCUUCCCCUCAGCCCUGCCUCUCAGUUCAGAACCAGGAUUUUGGGGCUAAAGCAAAAUUGGCAGGGGAGGAGGGAGAGAAAGGAAGUGAAGAAGGCAAUCUAACAACUCUCCUGGGACUGCUCCACCCCAAAAUGCGUGUGAAAGAUCACAUUUCAUUUCUUCUCCCCUGCAAAACCCCCUGCAUAUGGAAAACUAAUGCAUUAGGCAGAAGCAUAUAGCCAGGAUUUUUGUUAGGGGGGCAGGCCUUUUUUGGGAGGGCAGAACCUCUGUUACCUAUGUAUUUUUGUUGAUUUGGGAGGGAUGCUGCCCCUCCCUGCACCCCUUGACUAUGCCCAUGGGCAGAAGGCUUGGGUAGAACUCUUCUUCCUGAAUUGUUAUCUUUCCACAGGCAAAAACUGGACUGGAUGCAGUCCCAUGAUCCUCUAACCUGCAUUCUAAGGUAGCACAGUCCCAUGAGGUCUGAGCCAUAUUUUUAACUUUCUCGUGAUGAAAUGCUUAAUUUCCACAAUAAUCUUUAACCUGCUAAAUUUGCUAAUGAACUUCCAAAUGGACUAAAAUAAGAAUUUUGCUCAAGACUGGAAGGAAAACUAAAUGAUCAUUUAGAUGAAGGCAGAGGGCUGCCCUGGUAUGAUUAAAAUUAUUGAUUGUGGGUGUGUGUGAAUUGACAUAGAGUGGUACUUACUAGAAAUAUUAUGGGAGUCUUUAUUCAAAGUAAUGUAAGAAUCUCUUCUCACAUGAAGAGGACUUUCUGAGCAGAUGGGUGGUUUUUAAUUAGAGAAGAAAAUGGAAUGUUUUGUGCCUAACCAAACUGAAGUUUGCCAAAUACCAUAUUUUUUGCUCCAUAAGACACACUUUUUUCCUCCUAAAAAGUAAGGGGAAGUGUGUUUGCGUCUUAUGGAGUGAAUGCAGGCAGCGCAGCUAUCAUUGAACCCAGCAGAACAAGAGUGAGAGCUGCGCAGCGUCUCUUGUUCUGCUGGCUUCCCAGCGAAGCAGGAGGAGGAACGGAAGGGAGCCCUUACGGGCUGCACAGCUUUCACUCUUGCUCUUCUGGCUUCAGCGAUAGCUGCGCAGCUUGCUCUGGCUUUUCAGGGAGGUGGGAGAAGGGACGGAGGGCAGCCCGUCAGUCCCUUCUCCCACCUCCUGGUAAAGCUAGCAAGAACCGCUCUAUCUUUAAAGAGCCGCGCGGAGCGAGAGUGUCUGCGGCUCUUGCUGGCUUUUCUUGUUUUCCUCCUCUAAAAACUAGGUGCAUCUUAUGGUCGGGUGCAUCUUGUAGAGCGAAAAAUAUGGUAAAUGGCUUGCUGACCUUGAGAUACAUCAAAACCUGAUAAGGAGAGGGCAUAUCUGAGACUCUGCCAGUCAGAGUAGACAAUGAUAGAUCAAUGUAUAAGGUAGCUUUGUAUGCUCAUACUGUGGGUGUGAUCAACACAAUGGGGAAGAUAGCAAUAUUUAGAGGAAUUCUAAGAAGCACUUCAAAGUAGUGAAAUGAGGUGCUUACCUGAGUGACAGUAGAAGGAUGACAUUUACUGUACGAUGCCUUGGGAAAUGAGCUCAUGCAAAAAUAUGCUCAGCAGAUUGGCUGGAUAAAACAUGAAGAGCUUCUGAUUCAGAGAUCUUGAAAGCGGCUAUAUAAAUAAAAAUCAGCAUGUUUUCUACAACUUUAAAGAGUUUUUUUUUAAACUGACAGAGUGGUUUAAAUGUGAGAAGGCUUCUUUUUUAUCUUGCUGAAAAGCAACGUGCAUUAAAGGCUUAGUAAAGUUUAAGGUUUCUGGAGUGAGUUUUUGAUUCAUGAUUGAUUCUUUAGACUACGUUGCUAAUCAAAAUGCCACUGUGAAUCAUGAUAACCUUCAGAAGCGCUAUUAUUCUGGGUCUGCACUUCUCAGCAGUUCAUUUCGAAUAAGGACAGAAAAAGCCAGACACAACGUUUCUCCCUGACGCCCUUCAUUUCCCUAUGUAAUCUACAAUAUAAAGUUCUCAAAUCACAAAAAGUAGGCACUAAUGGCAAUAUCUGUAAUACAACAGCAAUAAAAUAAUAAUAAUGCAUUCAUUUCCUUAUGCUGAUUUAACUGAUUUUUAAAUUGCCUAUAGCGGUAUUCCUUUGAAAGCAAUUAUUCUAAAAAUAAAUUAUUAUUUCUUUUUUAAAAAUCUCAUUGUACUAGUAACCCCUUCUUCAAUCAGAGCUUAGAAUGUAAGGUAGGUCAUAUAAAGCACCUUCCCAUUUAUUUACCAUCUCUGUUCAAUAUGAAGCAGUUAAGUAAUUGGCCAAUCCUGGCUUUUCACAUGCCAUUACAUCCUUGAUGUAUCCUAAAAGAAAUCUUAAUGAUGACAGAUCUGUAGUAAUUUGUCUAAUAAUAAUUACUUUACAUUAUGCUCAAAUUUGUACACCUUCUGCCCCCAAGCUUAUGAAAGUCACGUGCUCUGAGUAAAGCUCAUCUCCAACAAUUAUCUGUUAUUGUCUUACCCAUUUUGCUUAAAUGUGAAGGGGUUAAGUAUCAGUGAUACAGAAUGUUGAAGCGACAUUCAUAUAAAGCAGUAGCAAUUGAGAUUUACAAAAAUACCUUCCCAUAUGUUUAACCACUGUGCUUAGUUUUUAAAUCAUGUUUUCUUCUUCCUUUGUUUACCUUAUUAAUCAAGCCCCAGCUGUUAAAAACCUGCUUUAUUUUUAAAAAGAUAGGGUUUAAUCCUGUGUAAGUUAUUUUUGCUUUGGCCCUAUUGAAAUCAGUGGGACUUCAUUUAGUCAUGACCGAUUUUUCCACAUUAAUUUCCAUGGGACCUAAGUCCAUGUAACAGUCUGGUUCCAACCCAUUUCUUUUUAAUGAUUUAUGUUGUAUCUUGAAACAACCUUAGUUUACAGCAUUAAUAAUGUUCUGCUCACACAUAUUAUUGUGUAGUCUGUAACUCUGGUUUUCCACGCUACCUUGGGUGAGCAAACCAUGUGAAGUCUGGUAUUUACCACACCAGUCUCCCUUCCCCAGUGUUAGCCUAUUUUGCUUUUAACCUGGGAGUAAGCCCUAGCAAAUUAAAUAUGACUUACUUCUGAGAAGACAUGGUUAGGCUUGUUCUGUUAUUAUCUGCCAUAUUUUAUUCUUCUUUGUCAUUCCUCUCUACAAACCGCCCUGAACCUGGCCAUUUGUGAUCAUAUUACAUGGAUGCUUGUAACAUCAUAAGUGUGAUAUCGAAAAUGCUGAUUCGCAACAACUUUUGUACUCCAUGCAGUCUUCAUAGAGUUCAAUGGAACAGACUCUGUGAAAACCAUUAGCUGUUAAAGUGCAUGAGAGCAAACUGCACAGAAAAAACAUAGAAGUAUAAUUCCAAAUAAAACUAGAGGUGCCAAAUGCUGAAGACAGUAAUAGCAGGUGUGAAAAUUCAUGUUAACUUUAACUUGUGCUUGCCUUUAAUUUUAAUUUAAAAUUUUGAGUUCUAGGACUUUUGUUCUAGGAUUUUUCCAUCCCUUAUGCCUUGACUACAUAAGGCUCUGCCUUCUCUCCAUGACAAUAGUAGGCAUGAACUCACAGGUACAAUUCUCCAGGCACUAUAUAACUUGCAGCUCAUUAGCUGCUCUUAUCCAGAGAGUUUCAAGUUUUUCUUUGAAUGAACCUUUUUAUUGAUUUGUAUUUUAUGGCACUGAGUGGUAGGAAAGCUGCUUCUGCCAAUAAUACUAAUAGGAUAAUACAAAUUAAUAAUAGCAUUGUUAUCCAUCUUUUUAUAUUUGAGGAAGAUUCUGGGGAAUAGUAGAGUGCAUGCAAGAGUUCACAGGAUCCAGUAUGGUUUAAUGAUGAAUGUUCUGGACUAGGAUUGGAAAAACUAUGGCUCAAAUCCCUGCUUACCCAUGAAGCUCACUGGGUGAACUUGGGCCCUAUUAUCAGCAUAACCAACUUCACAGGGUUGUUGUGAAAAUAAAAUGUGUGUGUGUGUUUCUUGGGAGAAAGGUAGGAUAUAAAUGUAAUAAAUUAGGGUUGCCCUAUUUUGAAGAGCAAAAAAGAGAAUGCAUUUGCUGACUUCUACUUUUAACAAUGGAUCGCUAUGCGGCGCUCAUCUCGCUUUACUGGCCGAGCGAGCCAGCGUACAGCUUCCGUUUACCUUCCCGCCAGAGCGGUACCUAUUUAUCUACUUGCACUUUGAUGUGCUUCCGAAUUGCUAGGUUGGCAGGAGCAGGGACCAAGCAACAGGAGCUCACCCCAUUGUGGGGAUUUGAACCGCCGACAUUCUGAUCGGCAAGCCCUAGGCUCUGUGGUUUAACCCACAGCACCACCUGCGUCCCAGAUAUGAGUAUAACGCACUAGAAAAAAUUUCUUUGGUUACUGUAAACAAAAAAACCAAAUAAAAAACUCCAGACAUUUUGCCAAAUUUUAAAAAUAGGCCUGGACAUUUUAAUUCUGAAAAAGAGGGUGUGUCCUGGAAAAAAAGAGGGCAUAUGGCAACCCUAAAUAAAUAGAUAAAAAUAAAAUGCCUACUGUGAACCCCCUUUGUGUUGCAGAAUAUUAUGGAGAAUAGUCUAGGAGGCAUUCUCAGUUCAUAUUUUUUAUUAUUUCAUUAGAUUUAUUACCUUCCCUUCUCCAUGAGAUCCCAGAACAAAUUACAACAAUUCAACAAUAUGGGAUCUGCUGGGGCACUGUGUAUGGAGAGUGAGAUCUUGCAGCAUAUACUGCAGAAAAAGAAGCUUCACUGCCAUUGGUGGUCUUACUUAUGAAUGAAGACACGUUUCUUGUGAAGUAGGAAAAUGUUACUAUGGUUUGAAGAAGACUAGAGCUGUAAAAUUAGGAACUGGGAGAUAUUGGGGCCAGGCAGACCACAGAGGCUGGGAAUCUAGAGAAAUCAAUAAAACUGAAGCAAUGCAUUAAUUUAAUUACACCUAAAAAAAAAUAACAACGAACUGUUGCAUAUGGAACAGGUAUUAACUAAAGGUUUUGUAAGGCUCUUAUGCAAAAUGAAUUCUAUCCUACACACAGCUUUUGUGUCUGAUCUUUGUUAGGACUAGCGGAAAGAAGAACAAAAAUGAUCCAAAUAUUUCCACAGUAAAACAAACAAGCAACAAACAAACAAACAAACAAACAGAAAUAAUAAACUGAAUACUUCAGCAGGAGGAUACGCACUUAGUUGAUUUUCAAAGGAGAACUGUGACUAAUUGCUGGAAAAUAACAAAAUAGUCACCUCCCUUGAGAAACACAAUACCAGGUCUGUUUCUAAAGCUUUCUUGUAUAUUGAGACACAAAGUGUGGAAAUCUUAAAGGCUCGCUGUGCAUCUUAAAUACGUCUUACUGCAAAAUGAAUGGCCACACAACUUUAGCUCUGUGAAAAUCUCUUGGAUUAAAAUAAAAAAGAGAGGAGGAAUUCUGAAAGGAGUGUUAAUGUGUUGCUAUGAGUACAAUUGUAAUUUAAGUGAUUGGAAGUGUUUACGAAGUACUUUCUAUCAUAAUAGGUGUUUUCUGAAAGGAGGAUCAGGGGACUCCAAAUGUUUUCUGUCUGGGGGAAAAGAGCUGCCUUCUGAAGAAUAUGUUGUCUAGCGUUUGCUUCAAAGGAAAAAAGAAUGUGUAGAUGCGUUUUAAACAGUCUUUCAGCUGUGUGGGUGCCAUUUUUCCAUGAACAGCUCCUGAGCUGUUGGGAGAACUUUAAAAUGAACCCCCUCCACAGGAGUUUGUAGGGCUUCACCAGUGUUGGCAUUCUCUUCCUUAGUGCAGUGCUGAUUUUGUAGGAAAUACACAUUCAUUCAUUCAGUAUCCCACCUUUAUCCCUGACAAGGACUCCUGAUCACUUGGUUGGGGAAUUUAUUUAUUAUUUUAUAUUUAUUUAAUUAAUUUUGAUGCCAUACACGACCCCCAAAAGGGCUCCCUCUCAGCUUAGAGUUCACUAUAAUAUAUAUCCCUACCCUCAGAUUUACAAUGUAAAAAGACAUGACACAAAAGGAGAAUGGAUUGGGACUGAGGAGGAAAUAAUCAAUCUUGGGCACCAGUUCUUAGUUGCAAAUUCUUCUAAUGACCAGCUGUGGAGGAAAAUUUCAAUGAGAGGAGGAGAUAAAUGUUGCUGGCCUCUCAGUUAUGAUGACUGAGUUUCCCUGCAUCCCAUCGGCUGCUACCAGGUGACAUUUAUUUGUUCUCCUAGCCAUGUGGCAGGUACUGAUGGUGCAGUUUGACUAGAUGACAUCCAGGGUCCCUUCCAAUCCAUGAUUCUGUGGUUCUAAAUUUGAAUUGAUUUAUUAAACUUGCAUAUUAAACUUUGUAUGAAAGAAGUCCCAAAGAGAUUUACAACUUGUAUUAGGCAACGGAACGCAUCAAAACAAUGACCAAAUCUGUGCAGUAACAAUGAUAAGAAAAAUAUCCUGAUGCUCAGUCACUUGGGGAGGUUUAUGGCCAAAUGGAGCUGGCCUUCUGUAUCCAUGUCCAACCACUACACCAUACAACCUGCUGUCUUCUAGAAGGCAUAGCCAAACAAAACACAAAAAAUGUGUUGUGCAGAUGGGAGACUUAGCUGAAGGUGAUGAUGUUUACCCACAACAACUGGAGUGUUGUCAGCCUUUAAAAUUAAUACUUUUAUUUUAUUACAGAGGAAAAAUUGCUAAAAGAGAGAACACAGUGGCAGCUAAAAGUUCACAUCACCUUCAUUUCCCCCAAGGAGCUAAAAUUCAGAAGCUGCAUUUGUACUUGAUGCUCCAGGGAAUAACUCUUGCCUGACAAGUUGGUUUUAUAUGGUGCAUUACUGAGUUUGCGGCUUAUUGUUAGCCAUUCUGCACUAUGCCUAAUACAUCGGAAUGUCCUGUAAAUGUACCUCUUAGGCUAGAAGGAAACCAGCUUCUUUUUUUGGGGGGGGGGAGCAAAUCUGAGAAAUGUAUUAAUAUAAACCAAGUUUAUACAUUUUGAAAGUUACGUUCCUUGGCCCCAUGAGCAAAUGUGUGGAAUCUUAACCUAUAUGAAUGUGCAGCAAGGAGAUGCAAAUGAUAGGAAUAAGCUGAGGAUUCUUUUGAGAGCCUCUUGGUGCUAUAAAGUGCCAUGUGCCCCACCUGAAAUGUCUACAUGCACAAAUCUAGUUUACUAAUAGAGGAAAUGAGAGAAUGUUCACCCUUGUACUGUAAUAAGGCCCACUAAUUUCAAUGUGUAAAUGUAAAAUACGUUUCAAGGGUAACUUGUCCUGUUCAUUAUCAUUUUGAAAUAUUAAUGUAACUAGAGAUGGGGAGCUUAGUUUUUCAAUAAAUUAUUCAUGUAGAAAACAGCAUCUACGUUGUGUUAAUUUUAGUACAUUAGCAAACCAGCCUGAAUUAGCAUCGGUUUUCCCUUGGGCUAUUACUUCACAUUGCUCUUGUGGUAUAAUAGAAGGUAGGGUGAAAUUUCUAGAAUGAAUGUAGCCCAUACACUUUUUGCUACCAAUGCCGAAGAAUUGGAAAUUGCCAUUUUUGUUGGCUUCUUCUUUUUUUACAUUGUUCUGCUUUGCACUUUACACAUUUGCACUGAAAUGAAUGGUAUGGAGGUAAUUAUGUCAUUCAUCACGCUAAAUUCGUAACUUGCAUAAAUAUUGCUAAGUAGUGGACAGGAAACGUAUAAUGUGGUACUUGGGGGAAACCAAACUGCAGCAGAACAGAAACCGUGCUGAUUGUGACAAAGACUUGUCAGAAUAUUGAAUUCAUUCUAUGUUGAUUGAAUUGUUUAUUGUCUUGUUGAAUGUGAGCCAUUUUGGACACAGUUCCCUGUAGAAAGGUGGCAUAUAUAUAUAAACUAAACACAUAAGAACAUGGUUUGACUUUGCAUUAUGAACAUAGGUACCAUGAAAGGUACUGUGUAUUGUGUGCAGCCAAGAUCCCAAUAAAACAAAGCAAUCAUGUUUCCUAGUUUAGCUUGAAUGCAAAUUAUACUGCAGUAUUUUCAAUUAAUGGGUGCCUAUUGCACGGAGCCUCAGCCAACUGGAAGUUUGCUGUAGCAGGUGCCAGUGUCAAAUGAGUAUCAAAAACAUGUUUAAACCCACAAAUUCAACAUACUUAAUGUUUCGCAUAUAGGCAUAUGGUAUAAAUUAUAAAUACCACAAUUGUGGUCCUCAUUCUGUUACUUUUGAUUGAAAGGCUUUAUUUCUCACAUUUCUCUCUGAUGCCCUGGGGGUACAGUUGUGUGGCAAUCCUAAAAUAACCUCACUUGGGAUAACACCUUUUGCUGUUUUCCUUACAGAGCAUUGCUAUUUCAGUUUGGAACUGUAAUUGCAAGUAACAAAGACGUACAUGCUUUAUAUAUAUCUCACUCACCACCCCAGCUGGAUAGCUCAAUUGGUUAGAGCCUGGUGCUGAUAAUGCCAAGGUUGUGAGUUCGACCCCCAAUAGGGACAGCUGCAUAUUCCUACAUUGCAGGGGGUUGGACUUCAUGAUCCUCAGGGUCCCUUUCCACUCUAUGAUUAUAUAAAUCUAUGUGAGCACCUGCACACUCUCUUUGCCCCAAGGAAGCAGCAACUGAAUCAUCAUAUGAUAUUUUCUCCCCCGCCCACCGUAUUGGACCUAUGUCUGUUAUUCACAGAAAAAAUAUAUUGCUAUUGAUUUUUGCAAAUAUGUAAUGAACCUUUUGUCAAUUACAAUGUGGGCUGAGGGGGCUUAGUAGGUCUUGUACUUUCUGUGAGCAUGACUAAAUAUCUCCCUGGGGUGCUUUAGGUUUUUGGUGAUGACUUCUACCUUGCAGAGGAAAAUGGGGGUGAGGUAGAAAGAUCUUUUGCCAAAACUGCUCUGAGGAACUUGUGUAUUUGCCAACUAGAUAUGUGAAGGCCCGGGGGCAGGAGGAAACCUGGGGAAAAUGUGUUUCCCCCCUGAAAAUUUUGGAUUGUGAUUUUUUUUUGGGGGGGGGAGAAUGAUGAGUGAAAGGUUUAAGACAAGGUGUUCAUAUAUUUACUUCACCAAGAUAAUUUCUAAAACCUUUAUGUUAGACUAUGUACAGUAUUAGAUCAUUACAAUUACAAACCAAGUUAUACUAAAUCCACUUUAUGUUUCUAAAGUAACAAAGUGGCUUUUGAUCUGUAAAGGGUAGUAAAAUAAAUUGCCCAUUUUUCACAUUUCUCCAUACUCAUAUAUUGUUUUGGCAAGUGCAAAUUAAACAGAUUCAGCUUUAAAUGCGUACUGGAUAACAUUUAUCCUCCAUCUAUUGUCUGCACCCUCCCUAAGGCUCACAUCAGAAAAAUGAAAUGCUGCCCCACCCAAUAUGAGCCACUAUGGAAAAAAAGAGAAGCUAGGCCAGUUUAUAGGUGUAAUUCAGAGGCACAAUUCUGUUUCUCUUCCAGCCCAUCAAUUAUUUCCUCCCUGCUCAUUCACGUGCUGCUCCCAUGUGGUAAUGUACCUGCAUGUGCCAGUUGUUCCAAUAUCUGAAUAAAGAGCUUUGUAGGGGAAAGGCAGGUGUAGUGUGCCAGCUUUGUACUGCCUAUGUAGGACACAGACUAUAUACGAAAAUGAAAAUCUCAAUUUACACAAGCCUUGCAAACCUCUCAUAUUCAUACCGUGCUCCCAGUAAUCUCUUUCUUUUACUUAGUCACAAAGCACAACCAAGGAGCAGCAAUAUACACGCCUUUUAAGUUAAUAAGAAAAAAGAAAUGUGAAAUUUAUGAUUUCUGCCUUUGAAGCCAACCUAGGAUUUGAACCAAACUUCUGCAGAUAACAUAUUUCCUUAGAUAUGGGACAUUAAUCCCUAAAAGAGGCAUUUUUGGAAACCUCUCCUCCUUGUUCUUUAAUUGAAUAUGUACUUUCUGUGAAACCAACUCCCCCACCCCAUAUAAUCUGACAGUCAGUGAGAAAGAAAGCAUACCCUUUUAAACAUUAUUUUUGGCAGCUGUUAUAGAACAGACCAUAAAAUAUAAUCUUGAAUUGUCAUUCAUUUAGCCUGUAUGCCUGAACUGGGAAAGGUGUAAGGCCACAUGAAGAAUAACAUUCCGUUUUUGUUUGAAAACUAAAAAUGUGUCACUCAUUAAAACUGUAGCUUGAUUUUAGUGUGGCCUCUAUAGUCAUCGCUUACAAAAAUGCAUCACCGAAAAGAGAACGGAUGAGGACUUGCAUAUGCUGAUGCAGAUGUGCAGAUGUAAAUUGAGAAGUAAUGACUCUAAUUUCAACAGAAAUAUAAAACAGCUUACCAAAAUGGAGAACACUGUGACCUGUGAGAGCCAGUGUGAUGUAGUGGUUAAGAGUGGUAGACUCGUAAUCUGGUGAACCGGGUUCACGUCUCCGCUCCUCCACAUGCAGCUGCUGGGUGACCUUGGGCUAGUCACACUUCUUUGAAGUCUCUCAGCCCCACUCACUUCACAGAGUGUUUGUUGUGGGGGAGGAAGGGAAAGGAGAAUGUUAGCCACUUUGAGACUACUUAGAGUAGUGAUAAAGCGGGAUAUCAAAUCCAAACUCUUCUUCUUCUUCUUGUAACUUGCUCAGGUUGCUGUCCAGGUGUUGGCUUUUGACUGACAAAUUCAGGGUCUCUCUUGCUCUCCCCCUUUGUGGUUCUUUAAACUGGACUUGGACCAGACAGGUAGAGGACUGUCCUCUGUAAAGUAGUCCACAUAUGCACAUAUCAUGAUUUUGAGAUGUGUGUGUUUGGGAGGGGGUUGACUGUGUGUUUAGUAAAAAUGUUCCUGCAUCAGAAGGCCUUUGAGCCUUGGCAAAGCUGAUUUCUGUUGCUUCAAUACCCUCUCUCCUCUGAACUAGUUUUCCUUUGGAAUUUUCGAAUCCCCAUCAGAAUUCAGUGAAUCCAUUUAAUUAUUUGAGCAUUUGUUGCCAGGGCAUAAUACAACUGUAAUUUGUAGUGUUCACAGGGCGUAACCAAUUGAACUAUCGGGGGGUGGUGGUAUUCAUUUCAUGUAUUUCUGUGCAACAUAGGAUUUUUAGUUAGGAAUGUAAAUAUGGCUUGAUAAGAAAGGUGAUAUGAAGGGGCUUAGUGAGACGAUGGGAUAGUUGUAAAAUAGAUUAAAUAUGACAAGAGCACAGAUAUCAUGACACUGUAUAAGUCCAAGGAAAUUUCCCUCCAACGUGUGGAAGAGAAAGGGAUAGGCCCCAGAAUGAACAAAAGGAAACUGAGCUUUUGGGACUAUACUAUUCAAACCCCCCCCCAAUGGGAAAUUUUUAUAACAAGGCUAGUUCCACUUUAUAAGUAAAUAAAACAAAUGAAUGGCAGUUAAUUGUUAGAGGCAAAAGCUCACAAGGUGAGUAGAAAUAGGGCAGGUAGAUCUCAGAGUUUGAAAGCCUUGGUACCAUGACAGAAAAGGUCCACCCUUAGAUUGUGAAGGGAACACAGACCAGAACUCAGUGUUUGGGUGGUUUUAUAUGAUGCCAAAAUGCUUCUGUACAUUUCUGAUAAUGAUGAACAGAUGUGAUGGAAGAGAGAGAAAGUGUUUAAUGCAGGAAGCAGGCAAUUAAAAAAGCAGGGGGGGGAUUUCAGAGGGAGUAAGAAGAGGCAGGUGAGAAGUUCAGUAAACCUGAAGAUGGAUGUGACAUGACAUGUGAAUGCAUAAUCAGCAGCUGACUUUCAGGCUCCAGGUUCCCUGAGCAACAAGUAUGGGAGAAGGUAAACUAGGAAUUCCUGUGCAAUGUGGCUUCCUGACCGUGGGGAUGGAGAUGCAGGGGUAAGGAAGGGGAUUGGUUGAGACCCAAGUUCUUGAGUCUAUGGGAUUGAUGAAGCACAGCUGUAAGACCAAAAAGCCUUUGGGAUCAGAAGGCUGGGGAGAGGAGGGGUGCCACUUUAAUAUUUCACCUAGUCAUAGAGAAAUGUCAUUUGUGGCCUUUUAUGUUUCUAAGUUGGUUCUAUCUCUUUCAAUUACCUUUGACAUGAACUUUGUUAGUUUGUAACUGAAUUCAUCUGUUUGGUAAAUAAUGACGAGGUUGUGAUCAUUAUUAUUAUUAAUUAUUAUUUGGUUGUGGGUGGUUGUGUUGGACAACCUUCUAAUCUUAUAAUUUGUCUUCUGCUGGUUAUGUCUUCUGUAUUGCUUGAGAAAACGGUAAUAAAGUGUAUGGAAACAUACGUUACUAGUGAAAAAAUGUAUAAUACCGAUCAGAUAUUCACAUAUAUAAUCUUCCAACCCUUCAAACUGUUUCUUCCGGAAUUUCUUUGGGCAGCAACCAUGUUACUUACAAAGAAGUUCAACAUACACUGCUCUGCUCCCGUACAUUAUCUGGUCAUGGCAUACACAGAAGUUUACACUUCUGUGGUCUUUGCCUUCUGGUCCUGUUUUCCACCCACACAGUCUCCGGAGAUGAGUCACGCAGAUUAGCUCUCUGCUUCUGUUCUGUGCUAAAGUGUAAUCGACAAAAUUCUGUUCAGAAGUGGCUGAAAUUGGAUGGAUUUUUCUUCUCUAGCUAUAUAAUGCGUCUUAUUGAACUUGUUAUAUCUUCUAAAUGUCUCUUUAAAAUCAGGCGGGGUGGGGAACCUUUGACUGGAGGGCCUUCUUAGCACUUGCACAUACCGCUGCCUUUGCUGAUGUCCCUCUUUCAGGUGAGGGCAGGAGAGUUUUUGUAGCCAAAAGAAGGAGAUGAAGAAGAUGAGAUGAGAGUUCACAUUGAAUGUGCACCGAGUGCAGCAGCUUCCACCUUCCCUUCUCCUUGCUCUGCUGUGCUUCUCCACCCAGAGAAAGCAGUUUUGCCAAUUCCUACCCAUGCCAGUCCCAUCCCCCCCUCAAUCCAGAAUUCCCCUGUGGUGUAAGGACAACAGAAUCUCUUUCCUGGGGGUUGGGGGUUGGGGUAUGGCUUCCAGCAAAGAAUGGCAUAAGCAGUAAGUCAAGAAAGACGGGGUGAAGGGAAAGGGGGGAGCUUUGUGUUAGUGCCAGUGAUGCAAACACAGAACUGGCAUUUUGAAGGUCUUGGCCCCAAGAAGCUGGGAAAGCUGAGAGGUACUCAAGCAAGAUCAAUUUCACAUAGCAAUUGGAGCUUUAUCAGCCAAAUCUUUGGCUACAGGCCACUAGUUCUUAAGUCAACACAUCCUUCACUAUUAUGCUCCAGCCAUGAUGAUGUUUGCUUUUGCUCUGACUACUUUUUUUUGCACACUUAGCAACUCUGCAUACUGGGUGGGGAAUGUCAUUUCAUUUUUCCUCUUGUUAGUUAGGAAUUACUAAUUGUAAGAAAGGUGUCAUGCUAGCUGACAUGUACAUUCCUGGCAUUUCCUCCUUCUUUUUAAAGGCAGGAGGUCCAGGACUUCUCAUUAUCUGAAACUUGCUUUCUCUGACAUGGGUUAAAGUUACUUAGCAGUGGGUGAGGAAAUACACUGAGUUGCACUUUUCCACUUUUCUUCAGUAGAUGUUUCCAUCCUGAGUCCUAGCAUCAGCAUGCUAAAAGGGUUUUGGGUCUGGACACGAAGCCUCCUCAGCAGAGAGAUUUUUGCAGUGUUUUGCUUCUGGUCUUCAUGUUGGCUUCCCAUGUUCUAUCCGCUUCCUAGCUAUCCAUUCUUAACAGCUGCUAUUUUGGGAGCUGUUCAUUGGAAGCCAGUGUUUCACAUUUCCUGAGGCUUUCUAGCACCCAUCUUUCAAGCAUCAUAGCAGCCUACAUAAAGGCUGUGAAUGUUAACUGAAACCAUCAUGAUGCAGCCGCAACUGAAGUGAAGAGAAAAAGGCAAGAAUGUGACAACAGCCUGAUGUUUAGAAGAGGGAGGGAUUGGCAUUUUGGGUGUUGGCUUAAUUUUUUACUGUGUUCUCCUGCAGAUGGUUUGAUUCCAUCUACAUAUGGAAGACUGAAUUGCCGGUUGCAAAUGUCCUUUAGCAUUUUAAAAGAGAAGCAGGGGGAGUGGCAGUGGGUUUGUUGUGAGGGAAAAGAUGACAAAGCUGAAAACGCACUUAUUAAAUGUUUUAAAGCUAGAAACUUGCUUAAGAGCAAGGGUUCCUUCCUCCACAAUACACGUUUCCUGUUCCAGACUUGCACAUGUCACAUUGAGGUAUAGCUAAUCAGAAGUCCCCUGCAGAACAGAGACAUCCAACUUUUGGGGACCAGUGGGAACAUUUAGAAUAUUGAGAAAGGGUUAUGGGUGCCAAUAACAAAAUGGCUGCCAAGGGAUGUGGCAUAACACAAAAUGGCUGCCUCAUCUAAAAGAGCAGAAGAAGAGACAGGACCACAGAAUUGUGCAGGUAUAUACAUCCCCAUCAGCAGGAAAAAGAUGCCUACAUCAGCCACUAAUGCACUGACUCUUCAUACCUCUGUUCAGAACAGAAGGAGGGGAGGGUGUCCACUUCUGGCAUCCAGGGACAGGUCAGCAUAAGUAUGUGUCCAGUGCAGGAGAGACCAAACCAGUGCAGAGAGAAAUUGAACAGGAAGAGCAAACAGCCUCAUGUGGAUUUUUGAGGGGAUUUUUUCUCAGGCCUUAUGUGGGCAUCAUAGGAGGUACUGGCGGGCACAUUAGCACAUGCCAGAAUCAGAUACAAAUGUGGUGUGCUCAAACAUGUAUUUUGAAUCUGUGUAUUUAGCAUGCAGAAUAAAAUAUGCAAAAGAGCAUAAUACAUAGCAGCUCUAAGAACAGGAUGUUCCAGAGAGAGACUACAACUCCUCUCAUGUCCCAGCUGGCACAUCCAAUGGUCAGGGGUGAUGGAAGUUGUAAUUUACAACAUUUUACUAUCCCAGGUAAUACCAGCAAUGGCAUGCUACUUUGGGGUCACUGCUGUGCUGCCUGCUUUUUUGUUUUGUUUUUAAAUCUAGCUAAACUACUCUCUUAAGAGAUUUCCUCAACUUUCUUGCAGGCAGUGUUAAAUAAUGCACCUUUUAAUCUUCUCUCUCUUUGUCACUGUAAUCAUCUAACUGCAGUUCAUCCCCCUAACAUAUUUAUCUUCACCUGUUUAUUUUGGCAAGACUGCAUAAGGGGAUAAAGUGAUGCGACAGUGUUAAUCUGCUCUGUUCUUCCUGUGUUUGUUUUUCCUUGAAUCAAUCAAACAAAAAGUCACAUUUUACGUUAUGGAAGCUUUCUGUAAGCACCGUGUUUAUCCAUAAAGGGCAAUGGCUAAAGCUAAUGAGCAUUAGGUAUUAGUCAUUUUUACCUCUGAUAAUGGGCAUAUAAUGUUAUUAAAAGAAAACAUCACACCCUAUUGAACAAGGGAUGGCAGCUCAUAUUUAGCCUGCUUAUACAAAGUUGUCUUCUGACUAUAGUUCUGAUACCAAUCAUAUGCUUCUGGUGGUGUUCAUUGCUGUUGGCACUACAGGCACUAUAGUAUUCAUUCAAGAUAGUUUUAAAUGUCCUGUGUGUUUUCAUGUAAGUAUGCAUGCAUGCAUACAUACGUGGUGUGUGUUUGGAGAAUGCAGCUUCUAUUGUCUGUACAUUAAAGCAGACAAACUUCAGCAAUUCACCCAGUUAUAUGCAUUUCCAAAUAUGACAAACCUGAACCAUUUUAAGGGAAAAUAUUUGGAUAGAGAAAGGAGAAAUGAAACCAAGUUAUGAAAGUAAAGCCACUAUCAUAUUUUUCCUCUACAUUGAGCUUAUGUUUGUUCACCUAGUUCCUGAUUGUUUCUGGACACCUGCAGUCUUACUAGUGCCAAAGUGACAUUUUCAAUGUGGGCUUCCCUAGACAUCCUUUUAUUGUUCAUUCAUGAUGAUUUGUGCUCAUGGUGGUAUUGGAGUGGUUAUAUGCAAUCCUGCUUUCAAUACUUUGCACCUGCAAAUGUUUUGGGGCAGACAUUUCCACUAAGUGUGUUUCCUGUAACUUUCUCAGAUUUUCUAACUUUUUGGACCUGCUUUUGUUGCACUAAGGCACAAGGGUGGCCCUCCAGGUGGCAAUAAUGUGCUAACAGUAGAACGAUGUGUGGAUGUUCCAUUAUAAAUCCACCACUAAUAUGCUAUUUUUGUGUUAAUAACAUGUUGCAGAAUACAUAUACAACAAGCAAGCAACCAGACCCAAAUCUGGACAGGCCCUGUAUUCUUCUAUAUACUUAACAAGGAGGAUUUUGUAUAGUAACAGACUUCCAUCAACUCAGUUGAGCAUCACUAUAAAGUGUUGGAUGCAUUUCUUAUUGGGAGCAGCUGCACUGUCAUCUGCUAUGUGCUGCUGGAUUUUCAAUUUCCCAUUUAUUCAUACAGUAAACAAAGAAUGAAAUGGAACUGUCAAACCGAAUCCUAUUGACUUGAUGGACGGUUGGGCAGAAAUGAAAUGACAAAUCUUCCACAGUCUGCAAAAGAUAUAUUAAAAAUGUCAAAUAUACCUCACAAUGUCUCACAAUGAACUAUCUUACACAGAUUACAAAUAGUUUAUAAUUAUUAUCAAAGUAUACAUAUAUGAUACGCUAGCUGGUCAGAGAAAUAAUGCACACAAUAAACAGAGGAAUCUAGUCAGCCCAUGGCUUAUAUGAAUAAAGCAACCAUAACCAGCCUGGUAUCCUCCUGACGUUUUGAAAUACAACUCCCAUCAGCCCAGUUAGCAUAGGCAAUGGUCAGGGCUGAUGAAAGUUGUAGUCCAGCAACAUCAAAAGGGCACUAGAUUGGGAAGGCUGAAAUAUCUAAGUCAGGCAUAGGAUGCCACCUUGAACAACGAUGAAAGUCACUUCCCCAGGAUGACAGGGGCAGGAACAAAGAUGCUGUUUUCUCUCCCGAAAGAGCACUUCUACUUUCAAAUUGGUUUGUUUGCUGCAUCUUUGGAGAUAAGAAGUUCCAUCUUCAGCUCUCAUUGAGCCAAGUGUUGUGAUACAAAAGGAGAAGAGCUAGAGAAGAGCAGUGAAUAUAUGGCCUCUCCCUAUACCAUGUAAUAGUGGAUGAGGAGGCUAGGCUUGUUGCAGAGGAGUUAUGCCAUUCUUUACACCCCCUUAAAUAAGAAAUAAACCAGUGCCUAAGUCGGAGAAGUGAAAUGCAUAGUUUCACAGAAUUAAAUGGUCCUCAAAGGAAAGUUCCAAAAGUAACUCAGCCAUAUUGGGGCGGAGGGGUUAUGUCACUGAAUUGCGUAAGAGACCCAGUCAGUAUAUGUGAUAAUGGUGUGAAUCCAUUCCAUGCUGUGUGUUCAUGGUUAGUAUGCUUUCUGUAUCUGGGAAAAGUAUGAAAUUAUGUGCUUUAAAUGUGUGGGAAAUGCAAUAUCCUCACAAUGGAAGGAAAGAUAUGUGCACUGUGUUCAAAAUCCUCUAAAGCUUGGGAUAAGCCAUCUGGUAUGAAAUUUGUCCCACUUACUGGCCAAGAAAUUGCAAGAGGGAAAACGAUAACUGUUUAUUGCCCAUUUUUUGGGAGAAAGCAUUAACACUCGCUUUGAUCGCUGCUCCAACACACUGAGUGAGUUCUGGCAUGAGUAGCUUUCCACAGAAACACUUAAAUCCUUCAGAGCCCCUGCAGUAUCAUUAACAAGACUGCUCCAGUAACAGCCAGCAAGUAAAGGAAAGUGAACAAAAGAGCCAAAUAAUUCUUAGGUCGAGGAAGAUCUAAUGGGGCAGGGAAGACCACUGUGAAAACUCACAAUGUUCCAAAAAAGUGCAAUGGCAACAUUCAGCCCAUACCGGUAAGCUCAGUGACCUUGGCAUUGAAGCCUAACACUCUCUGUCUCCCUAGUUUGGCCAUUAAAUUUGUUGGUAUCAGGUCUGGAAGCCUUCAAGCUCAUCAUGUUCAUCAGAUGGUUUUCUCCUUUUCCCCAACCCCAAUGUAAAGUUCACAGCUUUUAAGGAGCAAUUUGGUAGAGGAGUAGAGAAAACGACUCUAUUUGAAUUCAAGACUGCUCCAUGAUGGCAGUAACUUGUGCAUCAGACAAUAGUGUGAAUUAGACAGCUUUUACGUCAAAUAAAUAUAUCUUAUAUGGCUUAGUUGUUGGUUCCCAGACGAAGAACUCAACACUUUGUAGCACUUAUCUGACAAAGGACAUGAACAUGGUGUUUAAGUAUUAGGGAAGCAAGGCCUAUGGUCUAUUUUCUCAAAUGGAAGAGGUCUAGGAUUGUGAUUUUUUUGCUGUGUAGAUUCUUGCAGCCCACCUUCAUUCUUUUGUUCUUGUGUGUUUUUGUCCUUGGAACAUUUCCUUCCAGGAUAGUACAAAGGUUUUGAGAGCCAGUGUGGUGUAGUGGUUAGGAGUGGUAGACUCAUAAUCUGGUGAACCGGAUUCAUGUCUCCACUCCUCUACAUGCAGCUGCUGGGUGACCUUGGGCUAGUCACACUUCUUUGAAGUCUCUCAGCCCCACUCACCUCACAGAGUGUUUGUUGUGGGGAAGGAAGGGAAAGGAGAAUGUUAGCCGCUUUGAGACUCCUUCGGGUAGUGAUAAAGUGGGAUAUCAAAUCCAAACUCUUCUUCUCUUGUUUGAGGAGUGAAUUCCAAACAGCUCUCAAACCCACCUUCUGCCAUUAAAGUAAAUACUGAUGUAAUGCUCCAGUUAACAUUAGUGGAAAUAGCUCUGGGAUUGUCCUGAAUGCUUCUGGACAUUGUUGCAUGGGAUGCUAAUAUAUAACCAGGUACAUAGCUGAUUAAACCUAAUUUAAUACAGCAGAUGUUGCCGAGACCACAUUAGGCUUAAAGAGAAGCUAUUCUGUCUCACUUGAUUGUGAACUAAGCUGUGUACAAGCUGCAUGACUUCUCCUCCUACACAUUCAGUAUUAAAACUGCACAAAUCACAGAUUUCCUGCAUGGCAGAUAUUACUUUAAAAACCUGUUUCCCAGAUGCCUUGAAAACAGACAGAGCUUUGCUUUCCCCAUAAUUGUCAUUUUCCUGUGAGCAGAAUGUUCGAUUUCUUUCUUGCAAAAUUGUCUUUUAAAGUGAUUUCUGGAUAAUUUCACUGUAAUUGAAGGCAAAAACACGACAGAAUUCUGACUUCAAAUACAUAUAGAUUAAUUAAUUUCCUGUUUCUUAUGGUGUUUAUAUUUGAAAAAAUGUAUGGCUGCAAAAAUUGUGUACAUAUUUUAAUAUUUAAAGCUGACAGGGAAAUGGAUAUAAUCAGAAACACCAAGCUUAGUAACACACAAGUCACACUGGAUUUCCCCUAAUGUUUAGUAGAGAAUAGAAAUAACAUUAGAAAGUACAAUUUUAUUCUAAGUUUCGGACAAAAUGCUGCUCACAAAGAAGACUAAGCCUUAAAUUUUACUCUGUAGUCUGUGAGGUUCUAUUUACAUAAAAUUGUUAUAAAAACUGUUCAGGAUUUGUUUCUGAUAUUCAGACAACAAGUAACCUUGUAUCUUCCCCCAUGCCCAGUAUUUUUUGGACUUUCUGUGAGUCCAUUUAUAAUUUUCAACAAUUAAAAGAUCCAGGAAUCUGGCAAAUCUUAUAGAAGGGUCUCAUGCUUCUUCCUUCACAAACGUGCUUUCUUUGUAGCCGUAAUAUAAGGCCCAAGCUUUCAAAAGCAGAUUCUAACCUUUGGUUGUAUCAAAAACAAAUGUAGAUCAAAGAGCAUUUUUCCAAGUAAUUUGUCACUCUACUCUAGCCUUCUCCAACCAGAUGAGGUUGGACUCCCAAUUCCAGUCAGACCCAAACAGCAUGGCCCAAUGACCAGGGAAGAUGGGAAUUGUGGACCAAAACAUCUGGAGGGCGCCAGGUUGGGGAAGGCUGCUCUUCUUUACUAUGAGGUUGCUAGUGUUAUGGGGAACCCACAAUCAGAGGUAUGUUGCUACCAGCCUUCUGUUGCCUCUAAGGUGAGGUGAGGUCAAUUCCCAUGGCUAUGAGAUAGCACUAGGUCCACUCCAGGACACUUCAGAUAUGAAGUACUUGCUAUUAUUACAGCCACAUAUAGCUGACAGAUUAAUAGCACUUUCCCACAUUAAUUUAUGGAGAUUAUGAUCUUGUAUCACCAAAAUUAUAUUUUAGGGCACUUGUCAGAUGAGAUUUCUUCAUUGCAGGAGGUUGGACUUGGGUUCCUUCCAUGAUUCUAUUAUUAUUUUUUCCCUUGUUCCGAAUGUCAACUAACUUACUAUUUAUUAUUCUGGUACACAGAAAACUGCAUUUCUUAAUAGAAUGAAUGAAGGGGAAAGGCAUUUGAAAUGGGCAAAACAAAACAUUAGAUGCUAUUGUGGUUUGGGGGGAUUAGAGACAGACUGAAAAGCAUUUUUUUUUUUUUUUUGUAAUACACACUGAUCAUCUCAACAUAAAGCUCCUUUUUUGGAAACAAGUGAAGCCUUGUUUACUAAAACUGUGACCACAUAAAUGCAACACAAACAUUUUUCAUAUACUUGUUGUUGUUGUUGUUUAGUCGUUUAGUCGUGUCCGACUCUUCGUGACCCCAUGGACCAGAGCACACCAGGCACUCCUGUCUUCCACUGCCUCCCGCAGUUUGGUCAGAUUCAUGUUUGUAGCUUCGAGAACACCGUCCAGCCAUCUUGUCCUCUGUCGUCCCCUUCUCCUUGUGCCCUCAGUCUUUCCCAACAUCAGGGUCUUUUCCAGGGAGUCUUCUCUUCUCAUGAGGUGGCCAAAGUAUUGGAGCCUCAGCUUCAGGAUCUGUCCUUCUAGUGAGCACUCAGGGCUGAUUUCCUGAAGAAUGGAUACGUUUGAUCUUCUUGCAGUCCAUGGGACUCUCAAGAGUCUCCUCCAGCACCAUAAUUCAAAAGCAUCAAUUCUUCAGCGAUCAGCCUUCUUUAUGGUCCAGCUCUCACUUCCAUACAUCACUACUGGGAAAACCAUGGCUUUAACUAUACGGACCUUUGUUGGCAAGGUGAUGUCUCUGCUUUUUAAGAUACUAAGUUUGCCAUCGCCUUUCUCCCAAGGAGCAGGCGUCUUUUAAUUUCAUGACUGCUGUCACCAUCUGCCGUGAUCAUGGAGCCCAAGAAAGUAAAAUCUCUCACUACCUCCAUUUCUUCCCCUUCUAUUUGCCAGGAGGUGAUGGGACCAGUGGCCAUGAUCUUAGUUUUUUUUAUGUUGAGCUUCAAACCAUAUUUUGAGCUCUCCUCUUUCACCCUCAUUAAAAUGUUAUUUAAUUCCUCCUCACUUUCUGCCAUCAAGGUUGUGUCAUCUGCAUAUCUGAGGUUGUUGAUAUUUUCCCGGCAAUCUUAAUUCCAGCUUGGGAUUCAUCCAGCCCAGCCUUUCGCAUGAUGAAUUCUGCAUAUAAGUUAAAUAAGCAGGGAGACAAUAUACAGCCUUGCCGUACUCCUUUCCCAAUUUUGAACCAAUUAGUUGUUCCAUAUCCAGUUCUAACUGUAGCUUCUUGUCCCACAUAGAGAUUUCUCAGGAGACAGAUGAGGUGAUCAGGCACUCCCAUUUCUUUAAGAACUUGCCAUAGUUUGCUGUGGUCGACACAGUCAAAGGCUUUUGCAUAGUCAAUGAAGCAGAAGUAGAUGUCUUUCUGGAACUUUAUAGCUUUCUCCAUAAUCCAGCCCAUGUUUGCAAUUUGGUCUCUGGUUCCUCUGCCCCUUCGAAAUCCAGCUUGCACUUCUGGGAGUUCUCGGUCCACAUACUGCUUGAGCCUACCUUGUAGAAUUUUAAGCAUAACCUUGCUAGCGUGUGAAAUGAGUGCAAUUGUGCGGUAGUUGGAGCAUUCUUUGGCACUUCCCUUCUUUGGGAUUGGGAUGUAGACUGAUCUUCUCCAAUCCUCUGGCCACUGCUGAGUUUUCCAAACUUGCUGGCAUAUUGAGUGUAGCACCUUAACAGCAUCAUCGUUUAAAAUGUUAAAUAGUUCAGCUGGAAUAUCAUCACUUCCACUAGCCUUGUUAUUAGCAGUGCUUUCUAAGGCCCAUUUGACUUCACUCUCCAGGAUGUCUGGCUCAAGGUCAGCAACCACACUACCUGGGGUGUACGAGCCAUCCAUUUUUUUCUGGUAUAAUUCCUCUGUGUAUUCUUGUCACCUCUUCUUGAUGUCUUCUGCUUCUGUUAGGUCCUUUCCACUUUUGUCUUUUAUUAUGGUAAUCUUUGUACGAAAUGUUCCUUUCAUAUCUCCAAUUUUCUUGAACAGAUCUCUGGUUUUUCCCAUUCUAUUGUUUUCCUCUAUUUCUUUGCAUUGCUCGUUUAAGAAGGCCUUCUUGUCUCUCCUUGCUAUUCUUUGGAAAUCUGCAUUCGAUUUCCUGUAUCUUUCACUAUCUCCCUCGCACUUUGCUUGCCUUCUCUCCCCCGCUAUUUGUAAAGCCUUGUUGGACAGCCACUUUGCUUUCUUGCAUUUCCUUUUCAUUGGGAUGGUUUUAGUUGCUGCCUCCUGUAUAAUGUUACGAGCCUCCAUCCAUAGUUCUUCAGGCACUCUGUCCACCAAAUCUAAAUCCUUAAACCUGUUCCUCACUUCCACUGUGUAUUCAUAAGGGAUUUGACUUAGAUUGUAUCUUACCGGCCCAGUGGUUUUUCCUACUUUCUUCAGUUUAAGCUUGAAUUUUGCUAUAAGAAGCUGAUGAUCUGAGCCACAGUCAGCUCCAGGUCUUGUAUGCUGACUGUAUAGGACUUCUCCAUCUUUGGCUGCAGAGGAUAUAAUCAAUCUGAUUUCGAUGCUGCCCAUCUGGUGAUGUCCAUGUGUAGAGUCGUCUCUUGUGUUGUUGGAAAAGAGUGUUUGUGAUGACCAGCUUGUUCUCUUGGCAGAACUCUAUUAGCCUUUGCCCUGCUUCGUUUUGAACUCCAAGGCCAAACUUGCCAGUUGUUCCUUUUAUCUCUUGACUCCCUACUUUAGCAUUCCAAUCCCCUAUAAUGAGAAGAACAUCCUUCUUUGGUGUCGUUUCUAUAAGGUGUUGUAAGUCUUCAUAGAAUUGGUCAAUUUCAGUUUCUUCAGCACCAGUGGUUGGUGCAUAAACUUGGAUUACUGUGGUGUUAAAAGGUCUGCCUUGGAUUCGUAUCAAGAUCAUUCUAUCAUUUUUGAGAUUGCAUCCCAGUACAGCUUUUGUCACUCUUUUGUUGACUAUGAGGGCCACUCCAUUUCUUUUACGGGAUUCUUGCCCACAGUAGUAGAUAUGAUGGUCAUCCGAACUGAAUUCGCCCAUUCCCGUCCAUUUUAGUUCACUGAUGCCCAGGAUGGCAAUAUUUAUUCUUGCCAUCUCAUUUUUGAGAUGGCAAGAAUAAAUAUACUUAGCUAUUUUUAUUAGUUAAUUAUUUAGCUAUUUUAAAAUGGGAGGCUAUAUGCAGGUACCAGCCCUUAGAAACCUUGGUUUUAAGCAGUAUAUAUAUUGUUGAGAUAAAUAUUAAGAUGCUUCCAGUGAAGACUUUCUGAUUAAUCAUUUCACUAAGAGCUGAUUAAUCAGCUCACUAAGAGAUACACUAUCUCUGUAAUGCACAUUUGAUUGUCACUAGUGAGCAAUGCAAUCUCUAUGGUGCCAGGGAAGGCCCAACUCACCUCAUGUUUCCACAGUGAAGCAAGAGCUUCAGCAGGAACACUUGCUCUAUCCAAUGGAAAAUCCCCCAGAGCCAUCAGAAAUACCUCAGAAUCCAUCAGCUUCUGAUGGCGGACCAUCCAGCUUGGUCCCCCAAUCCUGCAGACAGAAGUAGUUGAUGCUAGAUUAAACUUCACCAGAAAGUGGACCAUAACCAUGGGAUAAUAUCUACCCUACUUCCAGACCACUCACCUCCUCACAAGGAGCAAAGAUCAAAUCAAGGGUAUGUCCUGCUCUGUGUGUCGGGCGAGUGACCAUCUGAGACAGUCCCAAUGGUCACCAUGGAGACUAUGAAAUAACAAGCUGGUCUCAAGGCAUCCUCAGUAUGGAUGUUGAAGUCAUCCAGAGAGGCUGUUGGGCAGCAGGGUGGAUGGUACACCAACAGCAUCCCUAGUCUGCUUCUUUGUCCCAGCACCAGAUGCAACCUCCCAAGGAGGAGAGGGAACUUCAUUGGCCUACCACAGUUCCCCCACCUUGUCUCUCCAGCUUGGCUUGGUACCUUACCAAAUACCCAGGCAAGCAGAGCUGCAUUAUGCCCGGCCCAUCUUGCUCCCCCACCUAGGUUUUAAUAAUAAGUGCCUGGUCAUACCAUGUUUGUUUAAAUAUAACUCAUAUUACGGUUUUCUCAUAUGCCUAAUGUAUUUUGACUCUUGGUCUGAAUUUACAUUUAGAAUGAUACUUUCUAGUGCAAUCUUGAAACGUAUUUUAAUAUUGAAAAUGAUUAUUAUCCAACUCUUUCGCCCUUUAGACAAAACAGCUUAUAUGAAUCAGAGACUAUAUUAUGAUUUUGUUGCCAGACCUAAAAGAAAAGUCACAUUACCAGAUGCUCAGAUUGUAUUUCUCAGCACCAGCAUUGCAGCAGCUGUAGAUGUUGAAGAGACCCAGUAUAGGGUUUUAAUAGCUCUGCUUGCUGCUCCAACAAAGUAAUGUAAUAAUAUUGUUAAUAUUGGCAAUUUGUUUAUGUAUAUGUAUAGUGUAUAUAAAUUAUUGUACACUCAUAUAUUCAAAGACUCUGGAUUGGUGGCACAGAGCCCCCACCCUGGUGCCACCUCACCCUUCUCCCUCCCAGUAAAUGCCAGAUAUGUCUCUGGGAAGAUAGCAUUGCAUAUCCCACCCCACGAGGUGAGUCAUUUUGAAGUAUAGUCAUACCUUGGAUCCUGAACGACUUGGUACUCGGAUGUUUUGGCUCCCGAACGCUGCAAACCCGGAAGUGAGUGUUCCAGUUUGUGAACGUUCUUUGGAACCCAAACAUCCGACGGGGCUUCUGAAGCUUCUGAUUGGCUGCAUGAGCUUCCUGCAGCCAAUCAGAAGCCACAGUUUGGUUUCCUAAUGUUUUGGAAGUCGAACAAACUUCCAGAACAGAUUCUGUUCAACUUGCAAGGUACGACUGUAUAGCAUACAUGCCAGUUUUACAGGGUUCACUGGAAAUUCUGUUACUGUAGACAAAUAACUGCAUUUAAAAAAAAAAAAGUCUGAAUGGGAAUCUUAGAAAAUCAAAUACGACAACAACAAUAAUGCAGAAUGCAAUUACACAGGCUUGCAUUAUUAUUUCAAUUGGACAUCACUCCUUGUUACACUGUACAGGACUUUAGCCCGUCAGUGUGAUCUGAUACAUGUUGGCUUGGAUUCUAGGUUGUCAUGAUCUGGUGCGCAUUAACUUGAGUCCUGACUUUCCUUACAUGAAUACAAGAAGGGGAGCCUUAGAUGUAGGUGGGAGGUGAUAAAAAUCACUCCCUGAACUGAGAAGCAAACUAGGAUCUGGGUGAUUUUAUUAUAUGAUUGUAUGAUCUCUCUCUGCGUGUGAUCUGAUGUGUACAUUAUUCAUUUUGAUUAUUGUUAUGUGUAUAUGCCCAACACCACAUUUUUCUUUGUGUUUUAGGGGAGCCAGAAUUCAAAUACGUUGGCAACAUGCAUGGAAAUGAAGCUGUGGGAAGGGAGCUCCUCAUCUUCUUAGCUCAGUACCUCUGCAAUGAAUAUCAGAAGGGCAAUGAGACCAUCAUCAACUUGAUUCACAGCACACGUAUCCACAUCAUGCCGUCGCUGAAUCCAGAUGGCUUUGAGAAGGCAGCGUCACAGGUAUGCAAGCAGUAGCCACAUAAGCAAAUAUUUUCAUUAAUAGAAUUUGUUGAAUGCAUUUACCAGUGGUAUUAUUGCUCAGUGCAGCAGGUUUGAAAUGAGGAGUUUACAGUGGUGGCUAAAAUCAUCACUUAUAUUAUGUCCUUCUGGAUGAUAUACAGGAUGGAGUGAUGGCCACCAACAUGGCCUCAGCCCAGUAUACCUGAAGUAGUGUUUGCAUCCCCAUCGUUCAGCCUGGACACUGAGGUCCAGCUCUAAGGGCCUUCUGGUGGUUCCCUCACUGCAAGAAGCCAAGUUACAGGGAACCAAGUAGAGGGCCUUCUCAGUUGUGGUACACACCCUGUGGAAUGCCCUCCCAUCAGAUGUCAAGGAAAUAUACAACUAUCUGACUUUUAGAAGACAUCUGAAGGUAGUCCUGUUUAGGGAAUAUUUUUAUAUUUUGUUGGAAGCUUCCCAGAGUGGCAGGGGAAACCCAGCCAGAUGGGCAGGGUAUAAAUAAAUUAUUAUUAUUAUUAUUAUUAUUAUUAUUAAGGAUUAGACAAAUUCAUGUAGGAUGAGGCGGUCCAUUGCUACUAGCCACAUAGGCAAUAUUGUGUGGUUAAGGUUCCUGAUCAUGAGUAUAGAUCCAGAACAGCAUGUACAGUUGUACAUAUGCAAAGUCAUUUUUGUACAUUCCUCCCAGCGUGCAGAAAUUGGGGCCAGGGCCAGGGCCAGUGGAUUGUCUCCUGAUCUAAUGCACACAUUUAUUGAAUGUGUGGAUUGGGACGUAAGAAGAGGGCUUGUUUCCCACCCUGACAAUGACCUCCCCAAGGGCCUUCUAGCUUUAGCAAUGUAACCAUAACAUAUACACUUGGAUUAUUCUGUGUGUGUCAUGAGUGAAAGGCCACUUACAUGGCACUGUUCCUUAGUGGCUACAAUGCCACAAACAUUUGUUUAUAAAAAAUCAUACCAAUCUCUAAGUGGCUUACUUCUUCUUCUUUGGCAAUUACUUGUAGCUGAGUAAGAUAGUCUUCCAUAAACACGGUUUUAACAGUGAGUCCGUAAGUGACUGUGGAGGCCAAUUCUGGAUCCACAUGUCCUUCCACAGUGGGGACAUAGGUUUUCGGGCGGGAGUUGAUUACAGUGAGUGUUUGCCAAGCGUGCCUUCCUCUUAGCACAUUUCUCCCUUUCGUCCUGAGUUUGAGCGUCUUCAAAGUCCAUGAUACCUUUGGUAAAGGCUGUUCUCCAAUUGGAGCACUCGCAGGCCAGUGUUUAAUAGAAUCUUUAAGUGGUUUAGCUUACAUAAUGUGCAUAAAUAGGUAUUCAUCGUUGUCAUCCAUGCCUGGUGUUAUCUCACUUCCUCUCACUGGCAUUCUACAUGGAGCAUUUUGCAGAUUUCACCUAGCUUCUUUCAGUUUCAGAUACAUUGUACAUGCAGUUAGAACUAUCCCAAAGUUACUUGCUGAUAAGUGAGUCAUGGUUGCCUUGAAACACCAAUAAAUUAUAGAUUAGGGAUGUUCAGUGUGGGAGCACCCUCUGGUGGCUCCAUGUUACAUUUUCUCAUGGACACCUUGCAUUUAAACACAAAUUGGCCCAAAGGAAAGCUUUUCUUUUUCAUAUUUGUCCUGCAUUUCUUAUUCCAAGAACCAACAUUGCUACUAAUACUUUGAUCAAUACAUAGUAGAUGUGUGCAUUUAUCUCAUAUUGAACUAUUAUUUCUAAAUUUCAAGGACUCCUAAUUUUAUACAGCCGUGAGGAAGUGGCUAUUAGAAUGUCUACUCAUUUUUUUAACCCAUGUAAUUUUCAAUAUCUACUAUGUAUUUUGGAAAUUUGUUUGUUCACUGUACAUUUGGACACCUUAAGAUAUCAUAACCAAAUUUUGUAUGACGGUUCCUGAGAUUGAGUAGCAGGUUUCUUUUUCUCUCUCUGGAUACCGAUAGACACCCUUUUGACUGGAGAUAGCUGGUGGAACUUUUCAAAACUGCACUGAUUUUAAUCACUAUUUUCAAAACUGCAGUGAAUUUUUUAUAUAUAUCGAAUUCCUAAGCAGUGUCAGGUAUGAGGCUGCUAGUUAGCUAUAUUUUUUGGUUAAUUUUGGUUAAUUCACUGUGGCUAAGCACCACAGAACUUGCGUAUCAACUCAGACACAAUUCUGUCAACGGAGACAGUGAGUGUCAGUCAUCAAGUGAAGAAUAUGCAUGUGUUAAAUCAGCCACGAGAAUCAGUAUGCUUCUGAGGACUAGAUGCAGAUACUGGUGAAUGUUUCCAGAAUGCCAUGCUUUUGAAUUUUUCUGAGAGUCUUUCAAGUCACCACCAAGACAACACAGUGAUGAUAGAUAGAUAAUACUUUAUUCGGCUAUAAGCCCACAAGGUAAAACAAAUCAAUAGAUAAAAAUCAAUAGAUAAAAUCAAUAGCAUUUUACAAUCUAAAAUAUCAACUAAAAUAUUUCAACGCAUAAUCUCUAACUGUACCGUGUUAUGGCCUUGAAGAUAAAGAUGGUGCAUAGAGUUUACUGAAUUUUUAAUAGUCAUGCAGCAUUCCCUGAAGUCUUUUAUAAGACAGAACUGAGAUCAGGAAUCUAGCAACCUGUAAAGUUCUAUAAGAGUCAAUGUCCUGGAGUAGAUAAGCUAGAUGUAAUUCAGGUGGUUUAGCAGCAAUUUCCAGGAUGAUUGAACUCAGGAUCCUUGAUCGGGGAACAUUGUAUAAGGGGCAAUUAAACAAGAUAUGAUAAAGGGAUUCUAUCGAUUUGUUGUCACAUGCGCACAAAACAGAGAUUUUACCGUUAGAAAAUCUAUUGCUCAGCACAUUUGAGGGGAACACAUUAAAUCUGGCUCUAACAAAUGCGAAUCUAUGCGACGCAGCCGAUAAAGUAGACAGAUAUCGAGGUAUCUGGGACAUAGAUGUAAUGCCCUGAUAUAUCGGGGAACAUGUACCUCCACCUGUGGUAAGAUUUUGUUGUAAAUCUACAUCCUCCAAUCUUUGUUUGAUGACCUUUUUAGCUGUAAUUAGAUCUAAAUUAAGUAUAUCGGAGGGAGAGAUUCCAUAAGACAACAGUUUGGAAUGGAUUUUUGUUGCCCAUGGGCUGGUGAAUUCAUCUCUCCAAAGGCACUGAAUAAGAUGGUAGUUUGGCAAUUUAUGCCAAAGGGACAGCCAAUAAUUAAAGGCAUGUCUCCACAUCAGAAUCUCAAGGGAGGGGGUCUUAAGUUCUAAGCGAAUGGCAGAGUUGCUUACACAGGAGGGUAGUUUCAAAAGGCGUCUUAGAAAAAGAUUUUGCAAUGUCACCAGAGGCAAGAGGUUUACAAAGACGCCCCAUAAAGGGACCGCAUAGGCCAUAGUUGCAACCACUUUUGCACUAUAAACUUUUAAGGCGGAUGGAACAUGCAUAGCCCCUCAGUAAAGAAGAAGCGUAGUAUAGCGUAGAUAAGGGCUUUCACCUUGUUUUGUAAAUAUGUGAUAUGCGCUUUCCAUCCCAUAUUAUACUGGAAGUAAAUUCCUAGAUAUUGAAAUUUGUAAACUUGUUCAAUUGGCUUCCCCUCAAGUUCCCAUCUAUACAGUUUACGACUCCUGGAAAAAAUUAGGACUUUAGAUUUGGAAUGGUUAAUAGUGAGUAAAUUUGUUUGGCAAUAUGAUGCAAAAAUCUUAAGGGCCCUCCUCAAACCGAUUCGAGAAUAAGAGAGGAUCACCGCAUCGUCAGCGUACAAUAAUAAGGGGCAGCGAUAGUCUGCAAGCCUGGGUGCAUGAAUGGAGGUUUGGGCCUCAGCUAGGGGCGUCCUCAUGUCACUAAUAUAGAGGUUAAAAGAUAGGGGGCAAGGAUACACCCUUGUCGUACCCCCUUGUUUAUUGGAACUGAGUUUGUUAGAUCGCCCUCAGGUGUUAACCUCACCCUAGCAGCCGUCCCUUCAUGUAAUUUAAUCAAUAGCCACAACAGCCUUUUUUCUAUGCCCCACUUUGCCAGUUUUUCCCAUAACAGCUCUCUAGAGAUACUGUCAAAAGCCGCCUUCAGGUCUAUAAAAGCGGCACAUAGAAGACCAUGAGUAGGGGAAGAAUAUUUCCGCGCCAAAUGAUAUAGAAUUAUAGCAUGGUCAAUAGAAGCGCGAUUUGGUCUAAACCCGACCUGUUCAUGGCCUAUCAGAUUGGAAUCUUCGGCCCAUUGGGUUAGUCUGGUUAGCAAGAAGCGAGUGUAGAUUUUUCCGAUGAUUGAUAAUAAACUGAUAUUACGAUAGUUUCCUGGGUCCUCUGGUGGUCCUUUAUAUAUAGGAAUUAUGAUGGACUCCUUCCAUGAUGUAGGUAUCUGGCCCGUGGCAUUGAUUGCAUCAAAGAUUUUUGCAAGAAUUUUAGCCCACCAUAUUGGAUGUUGUUUAAUAGCUUCCGCCGGGAUCAGAUCGGGCCCUGGGGCUUUAUCAGUUUUCAGUUUGGCAAUUAAAUCUACUAUUUCCUCCGGGUCAGUAUCUGGCCAUAUGGGCAAGUGACUUGAGAGAGUAUCAGAUUGGAUGUUAGAGAUGUCUGUCUGGGAGAAAUAUUUUCUUAGAAAUUGUUCCCAUGUCGGGGCUGGGAUAACCGUCAAUGGGUAUUUCCUCGAUCUUUUGUUGAUUAAAUUCCAAAAACCGCGAGAGCUGCGAAGCUUAGAGGCAGCAAUCAGCGCUUGCCAACGUCUUAGCUGCCACUCGUGCUUGGCUGACUUCUGAGCCUGUUUGUAAGCAAUUUUGGCCUGCAAGUACUCUGGGGGGAGAGUUUCAGCUCCAGAGGCUUUAUAUCUGUUGUAGAUACAACAGAGAGAGAGUCUAGCUUGCUUACAUUUGGCAUCAAACCAAGGUGCACCGAACCUGGGUUGAUCACGGUUAGCGAGGUGAGCCGGCAUCGUAAAGAAACUAGUUAAAUCUGCAGAGAAGUGGGAGAACCACUCCAGUAUCCUAUUUGGUUCAGACAGCUCCGCCAAUGAAACAAUAAGGGAUUCGGAGCUAUUCCUCUGGAAGAAUUCUGCAUAUUUUUGGGCCUGUUUCAUGGACCAUUUAAUGCCUCUUACUUGAGCUGUGGCAUUUAAACCUACAUGAAUUGGGUGUGUUCCGCUAACCGGGUGCCAGUCAAGCGUUAGCUUGGCCGCUAGAGGUAGGUGAUCACUGGAUUGUACAUUAUCUACUUUGAGAUAAAAGAAAUUUGAAAAUAGGUCUUCUGAGACUAGAAGAUAAUCUAGGACACUAUUUGAUUUUGUGCCCAAAUGAGUGAAUUCACCUGGCACGUCCGGAGGGCAGUUGCCAUUUAGAAUGUUCAAAUUCAUACGAAUGGCCAAUUGAUAAAGAAGGACUCCCGCCUCAUUCACUCUGUUGUCCUUAGAUCUUCUUGAUGUGAAAGAGAUUAAAUCAGAUUUUGGGUAGGGGAGAUACCCACCACUUGGCCUUAAUUAUCCCAUUCCAGUUGGCAGCUGUACGUGCAUUGAAGUCACCACCCAUUAUCGAUGGAAUAUUAGGGUACUUAACAUAGCAUGCCAAUAAAUGAUCUUCCAGAGAAUCCCAUCUAUAAUGAAGGUCUGAUAUCAGACCACCUGGAGGAAGAUAAACAUUGGUGAUUAAUAGUGAGAAUUUUUCACUUGAAAUCAGACCAGUAAAAGCAAAAGGAGGAAAGGUAUGAACUAGCGAGAGUUUAGCUCUCAUUUUAAGCGAUAUGGCGAUUGCAAGACCGCCUCUGGACCGGCCACCUUUCUGGGAGGGGAUAGCUGGAAGUGAUAUCAGUUCAAAGCCAUUUAUAUCUAUUUUAUCUUCUUCCCAUGUUUCUUGCAAAAGGAUUAUCUGGAAAGAGUUUAUAUAGGACAGAAAUUCGGGAUCUAAUCUUUUCCUUUUCCAGCCAGCAAUGUUCCAACUUAGGACUGCUAGCUGGGGACUUCUAUGUUGUUCUUUUAACAGUCAAAAUGGAGGGGGGGCAGACUCUCUGUUAGAGACAGAAGAUGUAACAAAAAAGUCAGUUAUUUUACUUUGGGAGGAUGGUAACUGUGAGGCGCCCUGCAAAUUAAAGUUUUUAACAAUUUGGUUCGACUGUUGGCACACCGUGGAUGAUCCACUGAAAGUAGGUCUCUGAACAGGAAGUCUCUUCAUUUCGAAAUUCUUGGUACAACUUGACAGAGAAAUACCCAGGUAGGGGAAAUUGAGUCCGUCGGGGUAAACCCUCUCGCAGAUUUGUCAUCCGACAUUCGGAUUAUUUUAUUGAUGCGUCCCAUCGGGUCUUCAAUCAUUUCUGACGGCGGGUCCCGAGGUGUAACAUUCGCAGUUUCCUUUGAAGGAGGUAAUUGAGGGGGCAUCACGGAGGUGGAAAUUGCGGAAGACUCUCUCAGGGGCAUCACUUGUGGACUACUUCUAUAUCUGGACGAAACCGGAGAAGAUUCUAGCUCUGGCAUAGAUGAGUGAGUUAAAGAGGGAUUUGAGUCAAGCAGGGAAAUCAGAAUUUCGUCCUUAGAUAUGUUGGUUGAUGAAUAUAGAUGAAGGUUCAGUGAGGAUGGCAGAGCCUGGUCGUCUCGUGAUGUAGCGCACGCUGCAGAAGCAACUUGAAGAUUUGAGUCUUGUCGGAUGGUUUUUGAAUUCAGAGUGGGACUGAGCUGAAGAAGGUCAACCACUUCUGUCCGGUGGGCCCAAGUGGGAUUAUUUGAGACAUCGUUAGUAUCUUCCCCUCUAUGUUGGACUUGCAAAAGCUGAGAUUUAAGCGUGUCAAAUCUUUGCAUCAUCACCGACUGUUCUUUCGGAGGAAGGGCUCUGAAUGAAUCAAUAAGUUCCCUUUCGUCGAGGGCAGUCUGCAGAUUAUCAUCCUCAUAUAUAGCAGUUUGAGAGGGUAUCGAGUUUGGUCGCGGAUGGCACGCUGCAGAGUCAUCGCGAUUGGGCCUGACAGUAUUUUGAGGUAAGGCAGAGUCUCUUGUCCUAAUGUCCUCACCGCCAGGGCACCUAUUUAGAAGGGGUUUGAUCUUGCUGUCUGUAAAAACCCUCGUUGCUACAAUGUCGGCCAUGGACAAAAGCGUUUUCCUCCUAACAAUAAUAGAUGGUAUCUUUUCAGAGUGGAACGCAAGUAUCACCUUCAAGAAGUUGGUCUGCCGGGAAGGGGCAUUACAGCAUAUAGGUCAAUCUGAUAUUUCUUAAUUUUUAAAAGUUUGCUUAAGCAGUCUUUAGCUCCUUCUAGCGUUGACCAUCUUCCUAUUUCCGACCUGACAGAAAGGCAACUUUUCUUGGGUUGCAAAGUUAAUAUCUGAUUGUUCAAUUGGGAAUUUAAGACAUAUUUAGUUUUAGUCUCCAGUAUUUUAUCUGAAUGGGGGUGAGGCAAUAAGUUUUUGACCUCACAAACUGAGGAUUGUGUUGUUGAUUCAAGUUUUCCGAUUUUCAGCAGGAUAUUGGAUAAUUGUGAAGAUACCUCGUCCAGCCUUUUAAAAAUACAGUGAAGGGUCUUAAUUACUAAGUGUAACUGCUCACAACUGGGGAACUCCCCCAUAACAGAUGCCAAACCAUCUUCCUGCGAUGGGAGUUUUUCUUUCGUAUUCUCCUUUACAGGCUUUACAUUUGAAACAUUUUGAGUCAUCGGAAUCGGAGUAGCUUCUAAUUCAAUUAGAGGUUGGAAGCGAUUUUGGGUUUUCACUGCAAAGCAUUGCUCGGCAUGGUCACUCCCUCCUCCAUUCCGGUGUGGCACCAACCUUGAUAGUUUUGGUUUAGGGGAUGAUAGGGGCUCGUCAAAGUCUCUCAAGCGUUUUUCUGACCCAUGCUUUCCUCAGGCCAGAGAUUAUACGAUUCUUAAAAUAACAUAACACUUAACACGCAAUUAAGAUAAUGGCGUUCUCAACUCCUUUAGCAGCUAAAGCCAGCCCGCUGAUAUGAGAGAAACAAAGAGCGGCUUGCAGCAGUCUGGAGCAGGGCCAAAUCUCUCAAAGAGUUUCCAAGGUAUGCGGCUGCAGCAAUUAUAAAAUACUUCAAAAACUGACUGAGUCAGUUGAGAUAAAAGUAUAAAAGAUUAAAAAGAUUAAAAGAAGUCCGAAGAGCACCGGUAAGCGCGUCUUACCUCGGCGCCAUGUUCGCAGUUCCCUGGAGUUUCAGACCAGAGCCUUUCCCCACACAGUGAUGAGCUAAAUGGGCCAUUUCUCAUGGAAACUAUGUUAUACUAUUAAAUGAUAGCAUCAGUGCUAUUUUCUAAUAAUCCCUCUUGAUUACUUCUUCUUUUUAGCCUGGUGAACUCAAAGAUUGGUUUGUUGGCCGAAGUAAUGCCCAGGGAAUAGACCUAAACCGAAAUUUCCCUGACCUGGAUAGAAUAGUUUAUGUCCAUGAGAAAGAAGGAGGUCCAAAUAAUCACUUACUGAAAAGCCUGAAGAAAGCUGUGGAUCAGAACCCAAAGGUAAAUAAUUGCAGUUUACCAUCAACAUUAUAGACUGUCAUCUGUUUCUCUUCAGAGAGUUCCAUAUGCCCUUUCAAUCAGGGGACUCAUCUACAUUAAUCAAAAUACAGUGAUUUGAAUGCGUUAUAAACAUGCAACACCAGAUGGAGCCAGAUAGAAAAAAAACCUUUCUAUAAUGAUUUAAUUUCUGACUUAUUUAUAGUGGUUUCUUUCCUGUGUGUAGAUCCACCCAGGCAUUAAAAAAAGAAUCAAUCCACGGGGGUCUGAAAAUUUAAUAAAUAAAGCAGAAUUGGGACAGAAAGUUGUAUUGAUUCAAAUAUUUCAGCACAUGAUAAACUUUUCUAGAUUUCCGUAGCAUGUUUCUUUCAGAUGACUAGUUUUACUCUACAGAGGAAAGACCUUCCCCUCCCCCACCUUUUGGUACUCCUCUCCUUUUGUCUAUGUGGUUGCAGAUGGAUGUAGACAAAUGGCCAGAACCUAUGUAUAAUAUGGUCAAGAGCAAGGUGAAAACCAAAGGUUGUGCAAAAUCCAGAGGAGUAUUUUUUUAGGUUUCAACUUGAGGUCUUCUCUGGACCAGGAAUGCUGAAAAGGCAAGCAGACAGGAUCAGAACUAGGAAUUCAAGAUAGGAUGGACAAGGGCUUCAGGACAGGACAUGUUAGUGUUUUUAAGAGUAUGAUGCUAGAACAUCUUUUUAAAGAGCAUCCUUUUUUCUUGCUAGAGUAGAGCAGAAGGGCAUACUUGACCUCAAAUGUAUUCUCAACACUUCUUUGUUCAUUUGUUUUAGUAUUUACGGGCCAUUUUCCCAUUGGAAGACCCUCAAAGUGCCUUAUGGUACAAACAAAUACAGCAAAAGUCCAAUGAUCACAAUAAUAAAACAUUAAAAACAGAGAAUACAAAGAACAGUAAAGUUAGGCAAUAAAGAAUAUCAAAGAGGCCAUAACUAAGCAUAAAAUUCCUUAAGGCUAAAGGUCUGACAAAAUAAAAGUCUAGCCACCCAAUGACAUGCUUCUAGAGUGGCAUAUUUUCUCCCCUACAAAUUCAACCUGCUGCUGCUUAGACAUUCCCUGGAGAUCCAGAUCUCUUCUGAAUAUUCAGUUGGACCCAAGGCCAGAAAUGGGUGAAGGCAGCAGGGGACCUCUGUGGGCUUCUUCACAUACACAUAUUGUGUGACUCUGAGGCCUAAAUCCAACAGAGAGUUAAGAUGGCUGAAGCCCAUUAAUGUGUUGCGUUUAGGCCUAAGUCUACACUCAGCUGGGACGUGGGUGGCGCUGUGGGUUAAACCACAGAGCCUAGGGCUUGCCGAUCGCAAGGUCGGCGGUUCGAAUCCCCGCGACAGGGUGAGCUCUCAUUGCUCGGUCCCUGCUGCUGCCAACCUAGCAGUUCGAAAACACGUCAAAGUGCAAGUAGAUAAAUAGGUACCACUCCGGUGGGAAGGUAAACGGCAUUUCCGUGCGCUGCUUUGGUUCGCCAGAAGCGGCUUAGUCAUGUUGGCCACAUGACCCAGAAGCUGUACGCCGGCUCCCUCGGCCAAUAAAGCGAGAUGAGCACAGCAACCCGAGUCGGUCACGACUGGACCUAAUGGUCAGGGGUCCCUUUACCUUUACGUUUUACUACACUCAACUUGUGUAAUGCACCUGUUAGUAAACUUGUGUGUUGUAAUCAUACAUCAGCACCUUUUAUUGGUACAUCCUGAAGAUAUAAUGUAAUUCUGAUUCAAUUUUCAGAAGUCAUGGAAUUUCACAGGACUCUAAAUAAAGCUUAUGUGAUAGCGCUUGUUAUACAGUAUUAACCUAUUUACUGGCUUUGAAGUGCUGGUGAAUAAUACAUGUUUCUUCUUCAAUAGCUUGCGCCUGAAACAAAAAGUGUAAUUCACUGGAUUAUGGAUAUCCCCUUUGUGCUGUCUGCCAACCUCCAUGGUGGGGACCUUGUAGCAAACUACCCUUAUGAUGAGACUCGAACUGGUAUGUACAAUAUGCUUGAAUGUGCAAUCUGUUCAUUUCAAAAGCAUGUGAAAUAUGCCAUCAUUUUGGAGCUGUAGAAAGUUCAGUGUCCAUAAUUCUGUGGCAGUAUGUAAUGUCUUCAGAAAGAUACAGUAUUUCUGCAUGCCACUGGCAGCUGAUAGAAUUACUGAUCACAGCUACAGUGUAAGAGAGUAAGGUUUAGAACAGGAUUAGGCAACCUAAGGCCCAGGGGCUGGAUCCAGCCCAAUCGCCUUCUAAAUCCAGCCCACAAAUGGUCUGGGAAUCAGAGUGUUUUUACAUGAGUAGAAUGUGUGGUUUUAUUUAAUAUGCAUCUCUGGGUUAUUAGUGGGGCAUAGGGAUUCGUUCAUUUUCCCCCUCCAAAAUAUGGUCCAGCCCCCCCCCACAAGGUCUGAGGGACAGUGGACCGGCCUCCUGCUGAAAAGGUUUGCUGACCCCUGGUAUAGAAUGACUGUAGACACCAGAAGUCAGCAGUGGAGGAAAGGUGGCCUCAUUCAGCACCCUGCAAGGGCAUGGUUGCUUACUAAAAUGAGCCAGUUUCAAACUAUGGUGUAUAAAACUGGCUUGUUUCAACAUUAAACACAGGUUAGAGUUUAGACAUAAUGUUCACACACUACAUCUUAAGUAUACUUUAAAAUAUCUUAUAUGUAAUCUUUAUAAAAUGUAAAUGUGUAAAUGUGUCCCUAAAUGUUGGUGGCUAAAUGACAUAUGUGAGAUGAACGCACUCUGCUUUUGCCCUGUAACUUGAAACGACAUCCACAGUAUGAAGACUUCAUUGUGACCAACUGAUCCAUGCCAUUGUGCAUCAAUUAAAAAUCCCAAAAUAAAAAUAAAAAUUGUGAAAAUAACAACCAUCUUAUUUCUCUUUGGUGAGCAUCUGGUAAUUGAUCUCACCGUAUUUUAUUUUUCUUAAGAAAUAUUUGCAGAUUAAAAUGCAUUAUUGUUGCUCAGAUAAUUUUAUUUUAUUUUUAAAAUAAUAUUUAUUGAUAAUUUCAAAAUUACAAGAAAAAAAAAUAACAAACAACACUACAAUACAAAAAAAAGAAAAAAGAAGAAGAAGACAAUAAAAAAGGAGGAAAAAAAGGAGAAAAAAAGGAGUAAAACACAAAAUGUGAAAACCCAUAUAACAAUACAGCAAUAAAAAAGAAGAAAAAAGAGAAAAAAACCCACAAAUCCCAAAUUGCAUAUCUAUAAUUUCCAUUUGCUUGUUUCAUUGACCUCCUCACACCUCCGUUUUUGUAUUCUAGUUUAGUAAUUAUUUCAGCAAAUUCUUUCCAUCUUUCUCAAUUUUUGUUGUAAAAUUUGCCUUAACAAUUUAACCAAGUAAUUAGCUCAACAAAUCCUUACCAUCUUUCCCCAUAUUCUAUUAUUCAGAUUACCUUGAUUUAUUUAUCCUUAUCUUACCCCUAAGUGCCUUAAAACUUAAAUCUUAAAUUUCAAAUAUACAUAACUCCUAAUAUCAUUUCUGCUAGAGUCGUAUAGUUUCAUUCCCACAUUUUCCCUAAUAUUCAUUAGCUGAUUCUAAAAUAAAAAAGUUUCCAUUAUAAAUUCUCUUCCAAUCAUCAUCCAGCGUCUCUUCUUCCUGGUCUCGGGUCAUGUCAGUCCUUAUUGUCCUUAUUGUCCAUUCCGUCUAGUCCAUCAACCUGGAAGCCUUAUGUCCGAGGCCCUUAAAUCUCUUCCAUGUCCCUUCUGCAAUUCUUCUUCAUCUUGUUUGUGCUUGCCCUUUUCCUUGUCUCUUGUUGGUCUCUGUCUUAGUUUCUUUCCUUUCUCGUUGAGGAGUAGGUCUCUGGGGGAUUCCAACCCAAAAUUGUCUCCAUCACCCUUCAUCCAGCUCACCCAUUCCCCACAGUCCCACUCACCACAGUCCUCGAUGUAAUCCAAAAUGAAUUUAAAAUCAAAUUUCAGAAUCUCUCCAAAGCUAGAAUAAUUUUAACUGCUCAGAUAAUUUUAACUGCAACGUGGCUGCCUUAUUUGUAUGUGCAAUGUGACUAGAUUUAAAUAAAUACAAAUAAGGCUAGUUUUAGCUACCUUUGUUUUUGUUUUCAUGAUUGUUUUAUUGUUCUUAGCUCUUUUAUUGAACUUGGAUUUAUUGUUUUAAAUGGCUCUGAUAAUCUUUUAAAAUACAAAGUAGUUUAAAAAUUAUUUGAAAUAAAUAAAUUAAGUGCUUCCAGCCUUUUUCCUAUGAGACUCCCCCCACCCCCAAGAGUAAAUACUUUGGGCAAAAGCAACAGACACAGAACAACAUAGGAAAAAAAUAAGUCUAUCUGUUCCUCUACAUGUUUUUGGUUUUAUUUCCUCAGGUAGUGCACAUGAAUACAGCUCCUGCCCAGAUGACGCUAUUUUCCAAAGCUUAGCUCGAAGCUAUUCAUCCUUUAAUCCCGCCAUGUCUGAUCCAAACAGGCCACCGUGUCGCAAGAAUGAUGACGACAGCAGUUUCAUAGAUGGAACAACCAAUGGUGGGGCUUGGUACAGUGUUCCAGGAGGUUUGUGUCAAUCCGUUACGAUACUUCAGAGAUUCGUUUAUUGUAAAGAAUAACAAUUACAGUGUGUACACAUACACCAACACACGUGAAUGGACAGUGGGUCUCAGCAGCAAAUCAACUGCUGGUUCCCUUCACUGUAGCUAAAACUUGCAACUUCUAAAAAUUUGCCUUCACUUAUGUAAGUCUAACUUGGCAAAAUGUAUUACUGUUCCGUCAACACCUUUGCACAUCUCUAUAGAGGUAAAUGUGUCUUCUGAAAGCUCAUCUCUCAAAUGUGAUGAGAGAAGUGGCCCUCUGGGAAUAAAUGAUUUGUACUCACAACAAUCAGUGACAGUCAUACUGACUGUUGCCUACCUUGCUAUUUCUUGUAUCUACUACAAAAGUAUCCCGAUAUGGUAGAGGCUAACCACCAAGUAAUUUGGAGAGAGAAUCCCUGCCACACAAAAAGCUUAAUACGUGACCAGAGAGAGGAUGUAAGAGGCAGAUAUAGAAUACAGUGGAGGAGAGGGGAGAAACAGCUAUGCAAUUAUACCAUAAAACUCAAAAGCUUCUUUGUUCAAUUGUACAGGAUGACAAGGUACAAAGAAGGACAGGUUUCCUGUGCCUUGAAAAUAGUUAAGCAGGACGACAAAUUUCAAGAAGAGCAACUUUUCUCAGAACUGCUUGCACCUGUUGAAUAAACUAUUGACGACAUAGAAGUACCUGGUCACCUUGCCUGUAUAGAUGAAUAUGAGUGAAACAGUCAAUUUUCCCUAAGACACAUAAUAGCCAGACAUUGGAGGGUCUUCCUUUGCUUUUAAGCACCCCUGAGCAUUGCUAGUCUGUAUUCCUAAAAGGGCUCCCAAAGUGCAGGAUUAAGGGACUCUAAUCUGAUUCUCCUGCACAGAAAUAGCACCAGCAAGAAGAUUACCUUGUCCUGCAGCCAGACUGCAUUUUCAGUGCUGAUGGAUAUAUUCCUGUACAUUAGCUGCUUAAGUCCUAUUGAAGUCAAUAGGAGCAAAGCAACUUUACAGGCUGCAGGACUGCGGCCUUUGUUUUUAAGGUGUUGUUAGCGUAGUCUGCAACUCUUGCAGUUGUUACUCAUUUUAAUUAAAUUAUUAUUGUUGGGCACACAACAAACAUUCGUGGCAUAGGUUUUACUAUAGCAAAUGGAGGCUUUGUAUAGCAAAUACAAAGGGGAACAAGAUGUCCUGCAUGCAAUGCUGUGACACAUUAUGAAAUUAGCAGACUAUGGUAAUAUAGGGCUGACUUUAAAAUGUGGAGUUGUAGUCAAUUAAGUCCCACUCAGAGUAGACUCAGUAAAAGCAAUGACUCUAAGUUAGUCAUGUCCAUCAGUGGGUCUACUCUAAGUAGGACUAGUCUAGAAUACCACAUUCAAUGUCUAAGGUUGUAAUCCUAACCCUACUUACCUGGGAGUAAGCCCCAAUGAAUACAGUAAGUCUUAAUUCCGAGUAGGCAUGGUUAGGAUUUCACUGUCAUUUGCACUGCACAUUCAUCUUAACAUUUAUGCAAAAUGUAUUUACAGUGAAUUGCAUCAAUAUCACAUUUUUCUUAAGCUUUAUUUGUUUUUUAAAUGGAGCACCGUUGAUUUGUUGAUUUAAUUUAUUUAUUUAUCUGGAGGUUUCAGAGCGGUUCACAGAUAAAAUCAACAUAAAACAUAAACAUAACAUAAAAACCACAAUAUAUAUAAUCAAAAUAAAAGCAACAACCCAAUAACAGUGUUUAACAGUCUUUAUUGUGAAAAUAACCUUCUGGUACACUGCCUAGAGUUUGCUGGAGAUAUCAAUCUUCAAGUGUCACAGAGUAUUUAGUUGCCACAUUUAAAAUAUUUGGUAUAUAUGAAAAACAAAAUGUAGCCAAAAUCUGGAGACUUGAAUGCACGGUUGUCAAGUUGGACAUGACUGACAAUCUUUUCAAGGAAGCCCCGCCCCCUAAACUCAGGCUUACUUUCCUUUGUCUCCUGUUCUCAACCCUGAUGAUAAGAGAGAACCUACAUUCAGGUCUGCACCUCACCAUUCAGGUGAUCAGUGCUGACUAUGGUGAGCUCUAUGUAGGGCAUUCCAACUAUGUCGGCAUUAGAACAUUCUGUAUAUUUACUUCUGGAUCCAGAAGGAGAUGCAUAUACAGAAGCCUGCUCCUAUUCAUUCAUUCAUUCAUUCAUUCACUCACUCACUCACUCACUCACUCAUCACCGCCCUCCUUCCUUCCUUUUUUAUUGGUGAGCAUAUGUCUUUGAUUGGUUCAUAAUGUCUUAAACAUGUGCAGCUGGUAAUGUGUACUGUCGACACACAUUUUAACAUUGGCUCCAACGUUUUAAAGUCUCCUCCACAUCAUUAGCACUGGUACAAUGCCUUUGGUUUUUCUUUUUGGUGAAUUGCAAGAUUAGGAAGAAACCCCUGUUUCAAAUUAUUUCUUGAAGCUUCAUUGGCUGUGCCAUUAUCUGUCAUUUGCAUGUUUUAUUGUACACAUAAUAACAUGUUUCCUUGUUCAUCUGGAAUUAAUUGAACUAUACCUGGAAACUGUUUUUUUGGCUUCCGAAAAUGGAACUUUUUGAGCCAAUUGUAUCCCAGUGGAAUAUACGCACCAGAUGCAAUAUUAGGUUUCACACAAUCAUUACACAGAGCUGUGACUGCCAAGAUAUUCAUUGCACGAAGUUAGCCAUUUCGGCGCAUUAUGUAUCUGACUUGAGUUCAAGAAUCACAUAUUGAGUGAAUUGUUAGCUGCCCAGGGAGUUUUAUAUACUGAAGGGCAACAUGAAUACUUCAAGCAAAUAAGAAAUAAAUAUUAGCCCUGAUUCUCCUACAUUAUCUCUGGGUGGCCUUUAGCUAAUUUACAUUAAUUUGAGAGGACAACAUUUCUGAAAAUUUUGAUGCCAUGGAGAAAACCAUUCUUAAAAUUGAAACAACAACAACAACCCUGAAAUAUAUGUGUGAGACUUUUAAAAACAGAUUGUAGGGCUGGAGACCUGCUUUCGAGAUUACACAGAGACAUCUUUUAAGUCCUGUUUUCAUUGCAUAGAACUCCAUGCUUGUCCAAAUGUCAACCUGUCUGUAUGCUUAUAAUGCAGGCAUGCAGGACUUCAACUACCUCAGCAGCAAUUGUUUUGAAAUCACUGUGGAGCUUAGCUGUGAAAAAUUCCCUCCAGAGGAAACACUGAAGAGUUACUGGGAGGACAACAAGAAUUCACUUAUCAAUUAUAUUGAGCAGGUAAAAGAGAAGUAGGAAGGGCAAGUUAUGGCAUGAGUGGGGCAGGAACCAACCCCAGAUUAGUUAUGUCCGGUUGUUCAUCAAUAGUUAAACAGUCUUCUGCUUAGUUGCACUCCAUAUGCUCAGACUGGGGAUUUAAUCACAUAUUGAUCUAUGUUCAAACCACUUCAAAACAUGAUUAUGAACCUAACCACACGAGGCUACCUUUUUACAUGAAAGCUUAACCACAGUAGAAUGGCGAGGAAAGAUUACCAUGUGAUAAUGGUUUUCUCUCAGAAACAAUUGCAUAAAUUCUGCCCCUGCUUGAGGAUUAGAGAAUAGAAUGUGUUCUUGCACUGAAAUGUCAGUCCUGUUUACAAAAGAUUUAUUAAAAGUUGGUAACUUUUAGCUGAGAGCACUAGUUUUCUGAAUCACCAGCACUGUAUUACAGCUCAAACAAAAGGCUCAUUCAGGCUUUCUAAUCCAUCACACAACUGCAAUAGCAAGAGAGGGGAUGAGUGUACACACUCUUCCAUGAGUUGGAGGCAGGUAUCUGAAUUGGGGAGUCUGCUAUACUCAUGUAUCCUCCCAAGGCAGUGAGAGUCCUUGGGAGAUCAGGACUCCAAAUUGUAUGGGAGCUUACACGAGUUCAAAAGUUUACCUACUUCAGUAGCUAUUCCUCUGCCUUGUGGAGGGAAGUGGGGUGAAGCUAGAGCUUUGGCCUUGUUGCAUGAGGAAUCUGAAUGCCUGACUAGGUCUAAUGCAUCAGAUCCCUCAGAAUAUCUGCUAUUAUUUCUAAAAAGUGCCUAAUGGUUGUCACUUGUACUGUUCCUGAGUAUGGUCAUCUCACUGUGGUGGGAAAAGUAUACAGGGUGGCAUCUGACCAAAUCAGAGUAGUCUCAUUUAAAUUAAUUGCCUUAGGGUCUACUCUGCAUACUACUUAGAUGCGGUCUAUACAGACUAACAACACAGUAAGGUAAAAAGGUAGAGGACCCUGGACGGUUAAGUCCAGUCAAAGGCGACUAUGGGGUUGCAGUGCUCAUCUGGCUUCAGGACAAGGGAGCCAGUGUUUGUCCAUAGAGAGCUUUCCAGGUCAUGUGGCCAGCAUGACUUAACCGCUUCUGGCGCAAAGGAACACCGUGACAGAAGCCAGAGUGCAUGGAAACACUGUUUUUCCACCGCAGUGGUACCUAUUUAUCUACUUGCACUGGUGUGCUUUUGAACUGCUAGGUUGGCAGAAGCCGGGAAAGAGAAAUGGGAGCUCACCCGGUCAGGGGGAUUCGAACCACCAACCUUCUGUUUGGCAAGCCCAAGAGGCUCAGUGGCUUAGACCACAGCUCCACCUGCAACACAGUGCCAUGCAGGUACACUCAGAAACAAAUCUUGUUGCCCUGUGAGGCUUAUUCACCAAAAGUAUCUGCAUAGGAAUUGCAAUUUAAAUGUCAUAUUGUUCUUGCAACAGGAUAUGCUUACUCGCUGUAACUAUGAGAAGUAAUAGAUUGUAAAACUGCAAGGGUGAACACUUCCCAGUAUGGGCAUCAUAAUCACAUAUUACAGGAUUUGAUUAGAGAUCAAUCACAGCACUGCAAUCAGCACCCAGAAACCUUCUGUUUCGUAAAUAGUUUCUCCAAGGGGAAAAAAAUCCAUAUAGAAGAAUUAUUGGUUUGUUAUGCUUUGUAACUGGUACUAUUAUGCACUCAGUGUAGUUUACUAGUAAAACUAGAGACGAAUAAAAACACAUUUAAAACUAGUUUUUCUAGGGAGGAAAUGCCCAGUUUGCCAAAUAAAAUAUUCCCAAGGACUGACUCAUUCAGUCAUGCCUAUUUAAUUCUUUGUAAAAUGUAUACAGAGGGCAUUGCAGGCUUUCACCCUUUACUACAGGAUAACUUUGUUAACUGUUAGGCACUUACUGUUUCACAUAGAAUCAUCUGCAAAGAUUCUGCAAACUAGAACGGCCUUAUGUAGUCAAUAUGUUUUUAUUUUGUUUUGCUGCUGCAAAGUUACCUUCUGUGUUUCUAGAGUUUAUGAGCUUCCAACUAGUGGAGAAGGUGUCCCAACAUAAGACGUGUCAUGCCUGGACUCAAGUCCUGCGCUCUUUUGCUUGGAAGCCCCUGGUUAAAAGCCCUGCCAUUAAUGCACCAAAUGGCCUUAGUCAAGCCACUGGCUGCAUUCAAAUAACCAUAUCUCAGCUUACUUGAGUAAGCCAAAGUAUGAAUGACCCUUUUGCUUGCACAUACAGCCACUUCACUCAAAGACAUCUCUAUUUAACCAUAGUUUCCUGAUUUGUCCAAAUCAUAAAACAAGGAUUAACCACUUUGGAACAAGCCGGGGUAUCAACCUGCAGUUUUCAAGGGGUGUCUCUGACUGAAUGCACCAUAUUUAACACAAGGGCAUUAUUGGCCUACCUCACAGGGCUCAAAAGAUUAUUUAACAGAUGUAACAGAGAGCACAUAAGAAAAGACAGACUAUUGAUAACAAAGAAGUAUUUUUUUCAGAUCCAUCGUGGGGUGAAAGGAUUUGUUAGAGAUCUUCAGGGCAAUCCCAUUGCUAAUGCCACCAUUUCUGUAGAGGGACUAAACCAUGAUAUUACUUCAGGUAAGUUAUGUCAUAUGUGAUACAUUUAAACAGGUGAUGACACGGGCUUAUAUAAUGGGUGCAUGUCAAGAAUAGAAUCACAUUCUCUCUCCCCACCACUCCCAAUCCCAUAUAUACUAUUAGUCAAACUCAGAACAGCUCCCACGGCUCCUGCCUCUUUCAAGAUGUUGAGGCAUCUGAGCUCCAAUUUUGGCGCCAACAGGAUGUUCGCCAGAACCCCACCUUUUGCUUCCUUGAUUGACGCCUUUCCCUGACCCUCGUUAACCUAUGAGCAUGGGGAGGUUCUGGCUGUCGUCCUACCUCUUCCUCUGACAAAUCAUUCCCCACCCCGUGUUAUUGUCAGAGACUGCUUAUCAGUGACUUGGCCUCUCUCCAGCCUCCUUUCGCUUUCAUGAGAAUUUAUCUCUUCUUCUCCUGCUGAGGAGGAAGGUGGUUGCUGGUGACUAGUUUCAAACUGCUGAGAAGGAAGCAAAACUACUUCUUCCUCCACUGACUCUCUGUUCCUCUCAUCGUUGCUCUGGGGAGCCCUGUCCCUGCCAUCCUCUGACUCUCUGCCCCCCUCCUCAUCCUCAUCGUCACUCUGGGGAGCCCUGUCCCUGACAAACAGUAAAGAAACCAAAGCAGACCCUGCAUAUCUGAAGGCUGCUCCUGCUGGUUCUAGAAUAUUUCUGGAAGUGGUAACAUACUGCUUUUUCUACAGCUAAGGAUGGUGAUUACUGGAGAUUGCUCGUACCUGGAAACUAUAAAGUGACUGGCUCUGCACCAGGUUAUCUAGCAAUAACUAAAAAAGUGGCUGUUCCCUUCAGUCCUGCCAUUAGGGUAAGUACCGCCUGGUUGGCGUAGCCUUGUAUUGCAUGCCAGUGACUUCAUAUUGGUUAGAUGUAUAUUGUGCAAUAAUACGAUGCCCACAAGGUAACCUCAUAGGCUCUCUAUGUAAUAUUCCAGGCCUUUUAACAUUCCUGGUGUGGGAGCAUAGAAGGUGAACAUUUGAUGUGUUAUUAUUUAUUCCAUUUAUAUCCCGUCAUUCCUCUUAAAUCGGAGAAAGCAUCUUUAUGUUUCGUUAGAAGUAAGACCCACUGUGUUCAGGGAAGCUUGCUUUCAAGUUAACAGGCAUAAGACUGCAGCCCCUACCAUGAAAGCCGUUUCAUGAAUUUCAGAGGUCCUAAAUUUCAGGAUGUUACUUCAAUUAAAAGUCCAAUGUGCAUAAAAAAUUCUUGUUUUUUAUUUUAUUAUUUUUCUCAUGCCUAGGUUGAUUUUGACCUGGAAUCUCUGUCUGAAAGAAAAGAAGAAGAAAAGGAAGAGUUAAUGGAAUGGUGGAAGAUGAUGUCAGAAACUUUAAAUUUUUAA